AGAGCAGCCAAUGUGCAGCUCGUCUCCAAGCAGAGCCAGUAACAGCGGAUGGCUGCCUGCAGGAGGAGCAGGAAGCUGCUGCUGCUGCUGCACUGAAGAGGAGGAGGCAGAGGUGGUGGAGGAGAAGAGGUGUCUCAAACAGCCACCCUACCUGAGCCACUAGCAGGGAAAUGGACACAUGUUGAGUGAUCUCCAGCAGCAGCAGCAGGAGGGAGGGCAAGAAGAGGCCAGUCACAGCAGCGUGAAUUCGGUGGACCCCUGGCUGGAGGCAGGCAGCUCUCCUUCUCAUCAGCAGCGAGGUACAGUAUAGCCUCUUUCCCCACCCCCACUCCUGCCUUCAUCCCAUCCUGGUCCAGCAUCCUCAUGUCCCUGACAUUGCCAGGUGCAGGGCAGAGAGAGAGAGAGAGAGAGAGAGAGAGAGAGAGAGAGAGAGAGAGAGUCUUCCACAGGGAGCAAAGCUGUGGAUCUCAUAGCAGGACCCUUUUAGAUGGGUUUGCCUUUGCCUCUCUUGUGCUUGGCACACAGGUUUGGGGCUUUCUUUCUCCGGAGUGUCAAGUCCUGGCUGCAAAAAAAUUAAAUAAAAGGAAAUAAAAGGGUGUGAGGGCCCCCUAAGCAUCUGCCAGGGCAGCAGAGGAGACUGCAAGGUAUGUGCAUGCUUUGUGAGUUGUUCAGAGAGCAGAAGAAGGAAAAAGGGGAGGGGGGGCAUUUCAGAACAGGCCGUGUAUGUGUCUGCAUUCUCACCGCCCAGCAUGCCCACAUUUGGGCAUGCCCACAAAAGAUGCCAGUGAUGUGUCCUGCUUGGGAAAUCUGGAGCCUGCUGAACAUGACAAGUGACAAUGCAAACCCCCUCCCCCAGUGCAAAAUCUAGUGCAAUAAAUCAGAAAUCCUUUGAUAUGAGAGAGAGAGAGAGAGAGAGAGAGAGAGAGAGAGAGAGAGAGUAGUAAUAUGAGCUGAGACUCAGCUCUAGGGAACAGGUCUCAGUUUGGGAAAAUUUGAAGCAAUGCAGAUGAGAAUGCCUCUGAGCAUGUGUAGAGUACUUUUCCUCACCAAACUCUGUGCUUGUGGGAUCAGUGGCCAGGGCUUCCAGGUCAGAGGGUGUGGCUGUCAGGUGCAAGCUCCAGCACUGCUCACACACAGAAAUUAACCACCACUGCGAUCCCCCCAAAAUAUGCAUAUGCCACUGUACUCCUGGCACAGACACUCUCAUUUGUGUGUGUGUGUGCUUUUGUAUAUGUCGUGCCUUCAGUUCAGUCCCAUCUACUGCACAUUAUUAUCUCAGUGUGUACUCCAUGUCUCCAGUUUCUCAUCAUAUUCAAGGGUCCCUUCCUCCUCAGGCAGGGGUUUGAACUUUGGGCAUGUGCUAAGUGAGAUUUUGAGCCCUUAUCUCCUGCUCUGUUGCACAGGACACUGCAUCUUGUCCCUCUCUUGGUCUUCCUUUGGCGCCAACAGCCUAUCAUUUGGGAGUGACGUGCGUCUCUCUAAUCAAAUCUGUCCUUUUCUUCCUCCUCUUGCUUCUCUUGUUUAUUGCCAUGGGUCUAACAAGCUUCAGGUAUGAGCCGUGCCCUGACCACGCUCACCGGUGUAUAAAUACAUGGCCUCAAAGCCCCCAUAGUCUGAAUGUAAAAGUGGGGACAGCUAGGCAGAUAGACAAGGGAGUCCAAGUAAAAUGAUACUGGCUUGUAUGAGAGAAAGAUACAUUAUUGGCAAGGCUAUAAAAGGUCAUAAGAAUUAAGAGCUGCUUUAAUCGUCAGCACCAGUGGCCCAUCUGGCCUUAUUAACAGCAGCCUUUAAAGGAAGUGUCCACAGCACAUGGCUUUAAUAGAUUAAUGUCCUUGUCAAUCACUCCCAGUAAGACUUGCUGACUCUUUAACAGCUGUUUAAGCAGCAGAAAUGCAGUGGGAGCAGGACUAGCGUGCAGGUACAGUGGUGGGAGGAGCUCCACUUUCUUCCAGCUUCUGGUAAAGAGAAGACAAAAGUUUCCUUGCCAACGGAGAGCAUCAUGCAAAAAUCUGGUUGACAUCGUAGCCUCUGUCACUGUUUUCCUUCCUCCCCCACUUCUCUCCUGCUUCCAGCUGUUCCUAGCCAUGCAGCUGCCCCUUCCCUGCCUCCUCCACUCUGGGCCGCAGUCCCAUGGAAUGUCUGUUUUGGGCUUUCCACAGAGCCAUGUCCUGCUACUGUUACUGACAUCUACUUUUCUCAAGUUCCCUCCUCCGCCUUACCCUCUUGAGCACUCCCAGUCCUAGUAUGUAACCAACAGAAUGGAGUGGGCAAGGGCAAAUGUCAAAUGCAAAUGAUCCCAUUCUUGCAUUGCUGCAGUCUUGAACUGCCACCCUUUUGUCUGAGUAUGGUCUCGGCGGGGGGAAACCCUUGUGAAGAGGAUGUAUAACACACUGACCAUAAUGGAAAGGGAGUGCAUGCUCAGGCUCAAUCCCUGGCAUUUCCAGUUAAAAUAAUCAGGUAGCAGAUAAUGAGAAAGUCCUCUGCUGCGCUGCAAACCCGUGGAGAACUACUUGUCAGUCAGCAUAAAAAAUACUGGGCUGAAUGGGACCGAUGAUCUGUCAAGUAUAAGGCAACUUCAUAUGUCCAUCUGUGAUAACAGAAACGUAUACCUAAUUACACUGUGUGUGUCCCCUUUUAUCCUCACAACAACCAUUUGAAGCAGGUUGGGCUGAGAGAGAGGGAAAGUGAUUCAGUCACCCAAUGAGCUUCAUGGUUGGAUGGAAAGUCAAACUCAGAUGUCACAGGUCAUUGUUGAAAACUCAACCCCACAAAUUAUGUUUCUAUUUUGGAGUCGGCCCACUUUGUCAGUCCCUUCUCAUGGUGUUCUAUACAUUUUGAAAGGGGGAAUUCUUUCAUUUUAACAUUCUAAAUAAAUGAGUAUUGAGACUCAUGACUAUUGAGACUGCAUGGAAAGUAAUACUCUCCAACCCAGAGGUCCCCCAAGCACCCCUUAUUCACGGCAUCAUAGACACAUAUGUUAAUGAAUGGACCAACCCAAGUUCAGUGUUAGAUAAGAGAAGGAAGAUGUUUCAUAUGCAGAAAGUCCCCAGUUCAAUUCCUGGCAACUCUGGUUAAAAGCAAAGCAAAACAAAAAUAAGAUGGUAUGCGGGUGUUAUAGACAGAUAUACUUGGUGCUGCAUUUAGCUAGAAUCAUCUACAAUACAUGCAUAGGAGACCCUAAUUCAUUUUUAGACAAUACCAGCAGCAGUCUUAACAAGCUGCUUGCUCUGGAGGCACUACAUUUAAGUUUACAAAACUUCUUUUGGGACUAUUCAGGAGGAAAUGGUUUGUCAAGAUCAGCCCAAGCCAACACAAAAGACAAUGAGUUGAAAGUUACAGAGGCAAAUUAAAACAAGAAAUAAAGUGCAUGUUUAUAAUUGCAAUUAGCAAAAGCGGUAGAUGCACUAUUACAGGGCAGGAUGUUGGUCAUCUAAGCUGUACAAUAGCUAUUAUUGGUCAAGGAGCAGUAUUUUGACAUUCAGGGAUAAUUAGAUGUUGAAGCAACAGCAGGCUCCAGCUUAGUGAUUGCAGGGGCAUUCCUUGUCUCAGAAAUCUAUUACUGUCUUAAUUAUGGUUGGGUUUAGUCAAAUUCUUAGCCCAACAUUUACCAGAAUUUCUGCAAGCCUGCACCAGGAUGUUUCUGACACCCUUCUGUGAUGAAAUGUUUUCAAGAAAGCUGUUUGCAAUGUUUUUCCAGGAGCUCUAACAAUGUAUGACUGAGGUUUAUUUCAUGUCAUUAUUUCCUCAAUUUGUACCCUAAGAGCAAUCCUAUACACGUCUGCUCAGAAGUAAGUCCUAUUAAGCUCAAUGGGACUUACUCCCAGGUAAAUGUGUAUAGGAUUGCAGCCUAGAUCCACAAAAGCAGUUUAAUGUUACCUGCAAUCCUUUUGCUUAGAGACUUUUGCAAUUCCUGUCCCAGAGGAGAGUUUACUUCCUCUCCCAGACAAAACAACCAUUUGUAUGCUUUAAUGUACGGAGACAUACACAUAUUGAAAGCUGACCAGCACCUAAAACUGAAAUGGAGCUCUUUUUAAAAAACCUAGCCAGGUGGGAGGGGGGACCCUCUCAUGAGUCCUAUUUAAAUCCAGCAAGGAAGCAAUGCUAUCCACAGUCUACUUAGUCCAACUAUUUUGAAGGGAAGACAGAAAAUCCCCAGAGGGCUAUUAAGAGACCAAGUCUCUGCUCAGUGAAACCCAGUAGCUACGUAGGGCUUACGCAAACAGAGGGAUUACUCAGCUAUGCUUCCUUGAUUAGCUAUAAAUUACUGCCUUUUAACCCUUGCAAUCAUUUUCCUUUGCUUUGCUGUUUAUUAUUUACAAACAUCUGUUGUGUCAUCUCAAGCUGUUUGCCUGUGCUCUCAAAGUCCUCUUCCUAUCCCCAUAAAGAGGCUUUUCCUCCACAUAACCCAGUACACAGCACCCCCCCCCCAUUUCUUUAUGAGAUUGGUGACUGGAAUGGCACAUGACUCUCCAGAGGAGGACGUCAUUAGACUAUCAUUAUUAUUAUGCCACACGCCAUUCCUUUUACAUCCUGACACUUAGCGGCAUGCAAUCUGAGCCAAGCAAGUUGUUGAGCUGUCCAUAGCAAUAUCCAGGUCACUUUUCUGAGUGCUUAUAAUUAAUUUAGAACUCAGUGUCUUGUGUAAGGGUGUCGCAUGAUUCUGAGCUCUGGCUCUUAACUUUCCAUUAGUUCUUAUUCAUCACAAAUAUAGCUACACACCCUUGCCAUUUUUCUGGUCCAGAUGUCCAUGUGUUCUAUCCUUUCUCCACAGGUUAUGCCACGCCUCAGACUUACUGGUUGCCUGCUAAUGAAAGAGAAGGGUUGAUAUUUGCCCAAACAUUGCAUGACGGUCCAUAGAUCUUAAACCAAGAUGGCAGAUGGAAAAAAUGCUCCUUUGGGAGGCAUCUUCACUACAGUGCAGCAGGUGAUUUUAAUAUAUAUAUAUAUAUAAUUUGCUUAUCAAACACUGGUAAAACACUUUUGCUGUGGAAAAUGAGAUUUGUGUACAAAUUACUUCAGUUAUUUUGACUGAAGUUCUUUGACUAUGAGCCCUGCUCAGAGUCUUCUCAGUUCACACGUUAUGUGGGAAAUCUAUACCCUAAUUAGUUCACUGGUCUCAAGAGGAAAAAAGCUUAACAGAUUUGCACAACCAGUGAAAACAAGUCUUACAGCACUUAAGACUAACCAAAUUUAUUUAUUUGAUUCCAUUUAUGAAUUGCUGCCCAUAUAUAUCUCCAAGCAACUUUACCACAAAAACAAAGACUAUAAAAACAACUUUAAACAAUUCCGUCUCUAAAAACAAAAACAAUUCCACAUAAAAAAAAAUUCAGAUCCUAUACAGAUUGGGAUAAAUUGUGACAUAAGUUUAAAGCUAGAGCUCUUUAAAUUUUUAAGGUGUCACAAGAUUUGCCUUUUCUGCAGCAGGCUAACAUGACUACCCUUCUGAAGACACUGCAGCAGUGUAUAUUCUUUGAAGUUUGGUACUGUAUUCAAGAAGUGAUAGCUCAAAGCAUUUCCCCUCUUUAAUACCCAGAAAUGAGUUUUAAAAGACAUUGGCUUUAAUCCUAGGAUAAGUUAACUCAAGGAAGGUCAUGGAAUAAGUGUCCAGUUCCCUUACUUCUUCCUGAAGUCAACUUCACGUCACAAAAGCCUCUUCAGAGGGUGAAGGCCCAUAUGAAUAAUGUGCAAUGGGGCACAGGGGGUUUCUGGGAAAGGGGAGAACUGACCAAAAGUGGGCAGGCCUCCACCUAAUUUUGGGCAAUUCCCCGAUAUGUUUUUCAGUGGGUGGGGGUAUUUGCAGGGGCAAUAACAAGAAACCUUAAUUCCAUAGCUUUUAAAAACUUAACUUCUCUUGGGAUCCAAGCUCUCCUGUUUUUAAUAUAUAUUUGUGGACUGGGCUUUGCUAGUGAUGUUCAAGAGAACAGAAAGCCUCUGUUUACAGAUGGUUGCAUAGGACCAACUUUUUCUAUAUGGAUCAGUGAUACUAAUCAGCCAGUCAUUUUACAAUAUUAUAUAAUAUAUCAAUAUAGCACCAUUUAUGCAUAAAUUGCAAAAGAAUAUUUACAAAGAAUGAGAGGGCAAUGUGACAUAGAUUUGUUGCUGAUAUGACAUAAUAACCUAUAGCCUUUAUCAGACUAGUGAAAGCUGGAGUUAUCUGAUAGGAAUCUAGAAGUACUGAAUGUAAGAUUUUGGAGGUGGAGUCGCUCAUUCUGCAACUAUUGUUACAAGGUUGCCCCAGGUGAUCAAGUACUCACUAUACCAAUGGUAUUCAUUAUAUCACCUGUGGAUCAAAAGAUAGUUGCUAUAAAUUUUUGGCACAUGAAGCAAAUAAUUGCGGAUUUGAGCAACUGACUGAUGUGAUUUUGUGAUAUUAUGAAAUAUUCAUGUCUGUAAGAAAUGACUGGUCCUUACUUUGUUUUCAGUCUCCAUGUGAAGUCCUCUGAAUAAAGCCAUUUUAAAAUUAUUAUUUUUUUACAUUUGGAGUGUCUAUAUCACAAUAUGUCUGCAACUUUGAUUCCCUAUAUGGAGGGAAUCUAGUAAUAUAUUCUCUGCCCUGCACCUUAGACCAGGCUCCUUCAAGAUCCACCAGAAAUGAUGCUUCAAAGUAAUCCUUAAUGUCUAAAAUGAUAGGUGCAGGGCUUCAGGCCUUAAAAAUCCUUUAUCAUACUUUCCGCUGUGUAAGUUCAGCUGUGAUCACUCCAUGCUGAGUGAAAUGUGCUUCCUUCACAACCUUGCAGGUACUCUUUAAAUGCAUCAGGAAGUAGUCCUGUAGCUGAAAGCAAAUUCCAGGGCUGAGCCCUGUCUCAAAUUAAGCCCUUGUGCAGGGGGGCCCUGCCUUUCCAGGAGCAAUGGCAACACUGUACCUACACACCUGAAUGUGUAUGUACAGAUGCACAGUAGCACAGAUAUUGUAGCUUUUUUUACUGUUUAUCUAGGGGUGGGUGUUGGGAGCUGUUCAGCGGUUUUACUUCCUAUUCUGGUUCAGCAAGGACCUGUCACUGCUGGGCCUACUGUGUUGCCAUGGUAACCGAGGAGUCCACAACAGCUUGGCACCAGCAUUUCAGGCUAAAUUGACAGGAAUUCUUCUUCUUUUAACCAGUGUCUGCAGCUGAGGAUUGGUAAGGGGUAAAACUGACAGAGCUCAUAGCUGCAGGAUUGAACUGUGGCCCUUGGAAAAGGCACAGGGAGGACUGAAAUGGAUCCAGAAAGAAAGGGGAGAUACCCAGAGCUGUACAGUACAGUGGCCAUAACAGAUAUUCCAAAGUGGAAGAUUGUAAUGGAGAGCAUGGGAUGGUGUCAGGGCCUGUGGUAAAAACUCAGGAUAGAAGAAGGCAAGAUGGAAGAAAAAGACUAGAGGAUCAGAUGGGGGGGGGGGAGGACUGGGAUUACACAGGUGUGCUCUGCAGGCAACCAAUAGGAAACAUCAGACAACUGUGACAUGGACUCGCCAACAUUGGAUCCCGCGAUCCAAGCCUAUGUCCUAUAUUUCCUGUUCUACCUGUCUCCUGAGGUGAAUCGCCAUUUAUCCAAUCUCUUUUUGGCUUUGCUCCUCCCGCCCCUCAAAUAAACUGGAUACAAGGGAUCUUCUCCUUUCUGGAAUGCAGGAGGGGAUGAGAAAGAACUUGACAGUUAAAAUAUCAGAUUGUGAGAGACACUGAUCAUAGUGGAGUGGAGAGAGAACAAGAGGAGAGAGGGUAAAGGAGGGUCUUGAACGGAUGGAUUUGGACACAGUCUGUUGUUCACCUUCUGGAUUUCUAAAAUUGUACAGUGCACACGACAGUAAACUUCACAGUCCCAAUCUGGGGAAGAAGGCAGACAAGAUUAGGAAGGCAAGUUCAAUUUAAAUGGAUAUCAGGGUGGACAACCCUGCCAAGCAUUUUACUCUCUAUUGUUUUGAGGGCUCUUGUGACCCCAUCAUUGUGAAAUGUGAAUGUGGGUACUAUUGGGGAAGGAGACUGGGAACAGGGAAAAGGGGUUAGCGUUUUUCUAUGCCUCUCUGUAUUAAGGGACUGUUUUCAGGCACCGUGUGAUUUAUCAGUUCUGCGGAUUGGUGUGCAGGAUGGUGAGGAUGCUGAGACGGCCUUUCCUGGCACGGAGGAUGAGGAGGAUUUGGACAAGACCUUGGCUAUCGAACGGUUCGGAGACUUGAUCAGCAAGUCUGUGCUAAGAGACCAGGAGAAGCUAGGUCGCAGCUACAGCGAGAGCGACUUUGAAUGUACGUAUGUCUUAUAAACAAACUGGCCCCAGCUUAUAAUCAGAGCAAAGACCAAGCACAGCCUUUGGGUAGGAACCAUAUUUAAUGGUAUGGAAGGCCUGCUUACAAUAGCCUAUUUUGGGGUUGCCGUAUUUCAAAAAGUGAAAAUCUGGACACAAGUUGUUGAUAUUUUUAGUGGGGAAAAAUCUGGAUUUCCCCAGGAAUUUUAACCGAUUUCUGAAAAUCGCCUGGAUGCUAUUUUCAGCAGAUGAAACCUGGGUAUGUUCAGGAAAUUCCAGACGUAUGCCAGCCCUAUUUAUAUAUCUCCUGCAGAACAAAUUAAACCCUAGCUUAGCCCAGUGUGUGCAAAACAUUUAUGGUCUUUCCACACCAUCAAGCUGGAAAGUACUAGAGUUUACCCAAUCCAACUAGAACCGAAACAAAUGGAAAUGAUAUUUUAAGAAGCGAACUUUAGAUUCUGCGUUUCAAAAACUUAUACGUACUCAACUUUUGCAACACUGUUUGGAGAAUUUGGUGAAACAGGUGUGUAUAUGUCAGUAGUAACAUUUCAGUGGCAUAACUCAACAUUUUCAAACUGAAAUUUGAUAUCUAGGGAAAAAAGAAUUCACAAAUACAAGUUUCAAUUAUUUGACUUCAAAUGUUGUCAUUAAUUCCAAAUAUAGACAAUAUAUCAUAUUGAUCAGUUACUGUACAAAUUAUCCAUUUGUCUCUCUGACUGGUGGCAAUUGAUUUUGAGUAGCUAAUAUCUGAUUUCAAGCCAAACUGGCUAUAGACAGGCAGUUUUUUCUGUUGCUGCCUAGAAUUUAUCAAAGAAGUUAGUUUCAGAUAUUCGUCCAGCUGGAGUCCCAGAUAUCAGGUUUCAACCAAAUUAUUAACUUUGUUUAUUUCUGUACUGUUAGGAAAAAUAGAGGGGGGCAGUGGGAGGUGACAAGAGUUUCUUUGUGCUUGCAGGUGAGGCAUAUUUUCCUUGUUCAUCUAUCCUGAGAGAGAAAGAAAGCAGCAGCAGCAGCUGUUUCUUCUUGUGUAGAGUGUACGGUGAAUACACAUAUAAUAUUUUAGAGCAAGCAGGCUGACCUGGAAGCACUCUCACUGGUUUCAUUCUGAAUGUAACUUUCCAUUCCAUGGCUGACUUCUUAAGAUUUUUUUUUUUUUUUUUGCAAGUUUGAGGUGGAAGUUUGUCAGUGCUGAUUUGCUACUAGAUACAUGCAAUAUCAUCAAGAACCCCCACCCCUAAAGUAGUUUUGUACUUAAAAAUAUAAGUACUGGUAAUAAGGCAAUCAAUGAAUUGAUAAAUGCUCAUGUGGCACUUUUGAAAAAUUAACAAAAAGGUGGACAGUUUUCAUGAACUAUAGGGGAGGAACAAGUGACAGGACAGCUAACUUUUUUUCUAUCUAGAUUUCCCCCCAAUCUGGCUGCUGGUUGAGGUUGAUGAGAAAUGUAGUUCAAAACUACUGGAGGGCACCAAGUUGGGGAAAACUGUCAUUUCUGUUGUGCAGCUUAGAGAAAGCCCUGAAAAAUAGACAGUGAGUUCUGUUUUUAUAUUAUUUCUGUUUUUACCCUGAUUGUAAUAUUUAAAUAAUUAAGUAUGAAAUGAAUCACUAUUAGUGAACAUGCUUGGAUUUUAGCAAGCCACUGAUUUAAAACACAAGGCCCAUUGUCAACUGCUGCAUGAUAGCCCCCAGUACCAAGCAAAGACAGCAUGUGUGGCUGGUGGUGCAUGCAGGACUCUGGGGUCUAGGCACACAGCCCAAAUAUCUUGCUGGCAGUUACAAGCUAAAAUUUGGUGCGUGAAGAAUCCACUAUUGUGUUAAGCAACUGCUCCCCUACCAAGAAUUGAUUGUGAACAUAGGCCCUUGGAUCCACUUCCAUCUAGUUUUAGGCCUGCUUUGGGGACUAAACCAGCUUUGAUUGCCUUGAUGGAUGACCUGUAUCAGGAGAGGGACAGAGGGAUUGUGACCUUGUUACUCUUACUUGUUCUCUCAGUGGCCUUUGAUACCAUUGACCAUGGUAUCCUCCUGGAUUGACUGAGUGGGGUGGACAUUGGAGGCACUGUACUACAGUUGUGCUGUUCCUACCUGUGUGGUUGAGUCCAAAGAGUAACACUGCGGGGUGCACUUCAAGCUCCUGACACUUGUGCUGCGGUGUUCCACAGGACACUAUUUUGUCUCCAAUGUUAUUUAACAUCUACCUGAAGCCGCUAGGAAGCUUAGGGCAAAAAAAUCAACUGCAAAGGGGACUUGGAGAUUUGUACAUUUUGUAUGAGAACUACCUUUUAUUUAUAUAACAAAGAAUUUUAGUUGAUUUGACUAUGGUUUUACUGUAUAUAUCAGGGGUAGGCAACCUAAGGCCCAUGGGCCACAAGCAGCCUAUGGGGGUCAUUUAACUGGCCCACAAGCCGCCCCCAAACCAAGCUGCUCACUUGGUGAGUCCCUGUGCGCUGCGCUAAACUGGUGCAGCACAAUGCAGGGACUCACUUCCGUGGCACCGGAAAUCGCAUGUGCGCAGACGCAGAUGCCGCAAAUCGCAUCUGUAGAGAGGCAGACAUCAGAAAUCAUGGGUGCACACGCUCACGCGUACACACAAUCCAGCCCAUGGAGGGAUCUCCGCUGGAGUGAACUGGCCCAGGUGAGGUAAACAUUGCCGACCCCUGGUAUAUAUAGUGACUGUUGAUGUUUUUGGAUAAUGCCAUGGCCUUUGGCUAGUGCAAUAAAAGUUUAUGAAAUUUAUAUGAAGUUGUUGGGAGCAGUCAUUAGGAGUUUUGGAGCAUGUUGCCAUCAGUACCCUGAUGACACACAGCUCUUUCUCCAUAGUAUCUGAAACAGGAGAGGGCGUGCAAGCCCUGGUAGACUGGAUGAUGGUCAAUGAAAUGCGUUUGAAUCCUGGGAAGUUGGAGGCUAUGUGGGUGGGUGGUUCCUCCUGUGUGUGGAAGAUAAGCCAGUGAUUUUUACAGUACAUAUCAUUCCUUCCUCAUUUCCCACCAAUUAAACAUUUCUGACCAACAUUUAUUCUGCUUGCCCCCAAAUGCUGGCUGUUGCAGUUCAUGGUUUUCUGUUUCCAAAGACAUGGUCUGGUUUGUUUACAAGCAAAUGACAGCCCUUGCACAUGCUGACAUGUUUAACUGCAUGUGCAGUUUUGGUGCUGAUGGAGACUAAUUCUAUGUUACGUUGCUAAGCUGCACAGAGCAUUCUUCAGCUUCAUUGCUAAAUUCCAAAUUAAAAUGAUGUCAAACUCCAUCAGAUCUUUGACCUCAGACAUGCAGGGAUGCCUGGUAACAUCCCCCAAACCAGAGUGCUCUGAGCUGUGAACUGAAAGCACUUCAUUUCUAUUUUAACACCAGUGUCCUUACCCUCCACAAACGACUAUAAUAUGCUAUAUUAAGACUCAGCCGCUUCAUAUAAGUAGAGAGGAAUGUGGUGUAGACAAACCUAUUUUAGAAUAAACCCUGAGCAAAGCUUUGAUUGGCCUCACCCAAAAGGAAUAUUUAUUUUAGAAGAACACAAUGGUCAAAUACUUGUUGUUUUUUAAAUUGCCCUAUGUCAUAAUAAUUCUAGAUCCAAUUCCAGGAUGACUUACUCUCUUGGCCUAGACAGUAAAACACAAGUCUGAGCCUAUGUUUGGUAGGCAGUAUCUAGUUAUAGUAACAAUGGUGCAGGUUAACACUAAAGCUAAAAGAAUAUAGCUUAGGACACACCUUUUGUAUAAGCCAUGGUAUAAUUUGGUAUGAUUGUCAUAAUCAAAUCCAUGUCAUUCUAGGCCAAUUGUAUUGCAGUUCCCAUGGAGACAGUGCUUGAGCUAAUUUCCUUCAACAUCAAAGCUAUAAUAAACUAGCAAAUAAGUAAAGCAUUGAAAGCAAAAACACAAAACACAAUGAAAAAACCACAGGAAUAUUGAUGGAAUCUGAUCCAUCAAGUUAUGAUCCAUCAACUUAUUUGGGGGCUUUGCUUGGCAACAUGUAGAAACUUAUAAAUGUUAUGGCACUUCUUCUCCAUGUAUGAUGAUGGUAGUUUAAGAUGUUUUAUACAUGCUGGAUCCUUCAUGUUGUCUUGUCACUUUUUGAUGGAGGAUAGUAGUCAGGAGUAUAGAUAUGACACAUAAUAUAAUUUUUAUAUGAUAUCUGCAUGUAGAUUAUAUUGAUGAAAAUUACAAGUAUGCAUUUUCACAGAAUAGUCUUUGAGAAGUUGUUGUUAUUGUUUGGCUGUAAGAAGUUCAAGCUUCCUACUUGUGGCACACACCAUUGUUUAGACCACAUAGCCUGAGUAAUAACCACUACUGAUUCAGAUCCAGAGACUAUGGCUUAUUGACGAAAGGGAGGCAAAGUGAAUGCUAAAAAGGACUGGUAAAAUUCAGGGUUGUUUCUUACUUACAGAGUUAGACUGAUGGAAGCAAGAUGGCAGCUUUGGAUGGUGAACAGAGUUGUAUGGUGCACUGCUGUUUUGAGGGAAACAUCAAUAUUGUUUCUUGGAUUGUUUCACUGACAUCUGAUGAUUUCUUUGUAUUUGGGGCUACUCAGCAGUGCUCAUUCAUGUGGAUGCUUCCACUAUCACAGUCAUGAACUCUACUGGAAUAUCUUACAAGGCAGGUCUGACUUUGGACAACUAACUACAUCAGGGAGAGUAGUACUCCAGAGAGUAAUGCACAGGCAAAGCCACAGCUGAGCCCAGGAACAAGAACAAUCAAGAUUCUUCUUUCACAAAGCAUCUCUACUUUAUAAGCAUAGCUUCACUCUGAAGGCAGCCCCCUCAUCCUCAUCAGACCACGUCUAAGGGGAAAACAACAUAUUACACAUAAAUGUGGGCAAUGACACAAUGGUGUCAUUUUUUAAAAAAAUGAAAAACAAGUUUUUUUAAAAUGAAAAAGAGGCUGCAGAUUUGAUAGAACUGGUGCGGAGGAGAGGGUAUUUUUUUUAACUUUUCCCCUCCUGCUGUUUUUCCCUGAUUCAUUUAUCUUUUUCCCCAUGGUGGGGUGGAAGCAGCUUGAUUGGAAAAUGGCUAGUGGGAAAGAUUAAGCACCCCUUUCUCAUCACUCCUCCAGUCAAAUUUGUGGCUUCCUGGGAAUGGUUUUUCAUUAAUAAUAAAAUGAUUAUGACUUUGUGAUUUGUAUUUGUGUGUAAAGUGUAAUUUGCCUGGUAGAAAGUUGAGCAUCCUAGACAAAUAAUUAAAGCCAUCUCCUAUUGGUUCCUUAAAAGAUAUUCUGGAACUCUUCUGAGCCUUGCAGCCAUUUCUCAUGCAUUUUGCUUUGGUUUGAUAGGACUACUGUGGCCACAAGCCCUACUUUACAGAGAAGAGUUCUCUAUUUGAAGGGCUAUCCAGUCAAACUCCAGUUUAAGGAUAAAGAACUAUAGGAAUGGAGCGCAGGAGCCUUGAAGUUGCCCAUCACCAGUUAACACCUGCUCAGUAGACUGCAAGCAUGCAGUUCACCUUGCCCAUGUCUUCCCACUAUGGUGAAAUCUAUUGUACUUCUGUUUAAAUGAUAGUCAUUCUAUGCCCACCCGCAAAUAAUUUAUCUCUACAUAUAUAUCUCUGCUCUCUUCUCUUUUGGGUGAUAUGUUUCCUCUUUUUUGACAAUGUGUAAGUGGCUACCCUAGAUGAAGCAGUGAAAUCCUCACAUCCAGGACUAGUUGGAGUCCCUGCCUCUUCACUGUGCUAGUAAGCUAUAGUUUCUAGAUUCCAUUGGGCUGCUGCUGUUACUUACUCAGUGAAGUGAAAUUCGUUGUUUUUGCCCCUUUAUAUAGCAUUCAUCUGUUGCUUUAGCAAAAGUCUUGCCCUAGGCUGCCACCUACAGCCAUGUUGUGGUAAAGCUGAUCCUGACUCAAUUUUGUUCAUUUUCUUAAAAUAGAUCCUGGUAAUGCUUAAUGGUUGAGAUAGAGUUACAGAGUUUUGCAAAGUUAGAUUGAGGGGAAAUACUGAAUCCAAGCAGGAUGGAGUGGCUUUCUGAUAAUUGCAGUUUACUGAUUUAUGGCUGAUUUCAUUUUCAAAUCACUUUCCAUGUUAAAGACUGAGAAUGGCUAAUCUGUGAGGUCCACUGCUUAGAGAGGAUAUUAUAUUUGCUGGGAAGACCCACCCACCCAAAGAGAGAGAGAGAGAGAGAGAGAGAGAGAGAGGGAGAGAACUGUGGAAAUGCUGUAUCAUGGAGGCAACAGGAACUGAGUAUUGGCCUCAGGAUAGAUAAAAUAUGCAAUUCUGAGAUAUUUUUGGGGGGCCUUUCUCUUAGAAAGCGCUGUGGUCUAAACCACUGAGCCUCUUGGGCUUGCCAAUCGAAAGGUCAGCAGUUUGAAUCUGUGUGACGGUGGUGAGCUCCCAUUGCUCUGUCCCAGCUUCUGCCAACCUUGCAGUUCGAAAGCACACCAGUGUAAGUAGAUAAAUAGGUACUGCUGUGGUGGUAAACAGCGGUUUCCAUGUGCUCUGGCACUCAUGACGGUGUCCUGUGCACUAGUAGUGGUUUAGUCAUGCUGGCCACAUGACUCGGAAAGCUGUCUGUGGACAAAUGCCAAGGGGGGCAGCUGUCUCCCCUAGAGCAAGUAAAACAAUCAAAAUAUUUAACUAACUGACCAAUCACAUUGGUUCUGCCCUCACUAACAAAAGUCCUGCACCCCUAACAGUCCUGUCCUCCCUAACAAAAAUCCUGCCAGCUCUCUUGUCCUGAAAAGUGAGAUGAGCGCUGCACCCCAUAGUCAGCUUUGACUGGACUUGACCAUCCAGGGGUCCUUUACCUUUGCCUUUACCUCUUAGAAAGUUUAAAACCAUAUGAAGCAGAUGCUGUAGUUUCUUUCUUACAGUGACUGAGAAAGAAACGGCUGUGUUGCUGGAGGGGGGCAUUGCUCAGUGGUAAAGCACGUGCUUUGCAUACACUGGGUCCCAUAAUCAAUCCUCAGCAUCUCCAGGUAGAUCUGCAGAGUCACUGCCGGUCAAUAUAGACAGUACUGAGCUAGAUGGACCAGUGGUCUGACUCAGAUUCCUGAGUUCUUUGGGUGUGUUGCAGUGGGAAUCCUAGCAAGGAUAAGAAAAGCUUGCCAAAAUAGAGUAUAGGUGUUUUUUGCCUUUUCUUCCCCAAUCCCUGUUUGCCAUUCCCUGCAGGAUGCUUUCCUGCCCUCUCUCCAUGAUGCAAUCCCUCCCUCUGUUUCUUUCCCACAGUCCAUCGCCAGACAUCCCACCACAUCCAUCACCCUCUCUCCACCCACCUGCCUCUCCCCUACAAGAAGAGACUCCCCCACUCUGACAGAAAGAAGAAGAAAAAGAAAAAACCAAGAAAGACCUCUGUACCUCCCUCUGAUGUCACCCCCACCAUUCAGGAGGUGGAGGAAGAGGAAGAAGAGGAGGAAGAAGAGGAAGCAGAAUCUGAAGGGGAGGAGGUUCUAGAGAAGGAUGCCUCGGCAGAGUCUGACCUUGAAGCCUCUCCCAAAGGAGAGUCUCAUGGCAAACCAAAAGCAGGGCUGGCAGAAGGAAGCAUUGAGGUGAGAGAUUUCCUGCUCACACAGCAACAAGGGCCAUGGGCUUGGAGAUGCAUAUACAAGAAUUAGGUACGGUGGAAACAAGGUUGAAAGAUUUCCAGUACCCUCUGUGUUACGAUGAGGCAGUGCAGAUAUUUUGUAGUGCUGGCUGACCCGACCAUUAGUCAGAGUGUGGGUGUUAACUCAGGCAGGUUUUUAGCAUCAUGAAAAGAUAGCAAAGUGUUAGUUAUUUCGUGUAUUAUUGUGUAUUUAUUUCUAGAGUGAGGUGCUUUUGACCUUUUCUGUUUCAGACGCCAAAAGAACUUGGCCAGCCUCGACUUGGGUAUGUGUGUGUGCCAUUUGUUGUUCUGCCAUAGGCAGUAAAACUUUUGGGCCAGCCCUGAUUGUAUGUGAUUGUGUGCAUGUGCAUUAUCUGUUAAAGACUGGUGGAAUAAUCAGAUACAGUGGUACCUUGGUUUAAGAACAGCUUAGUUUAUGAACAACUUGGAUCAAGAACGCUGCAAACCUGCAAGUAGGUGUUUUGGUUUGUGAACUUUGCCUUGGAUAAGAACAUGUUUCACUUCCCGUUGAGUGUGUUCUAUUUGUAAAUUGAGUCCCCUGCUGCUAUGGGAAAGCACACCUUGGUUUAAGAACGCUUUGGUUUAAGAACAGACUUCCAGAACAGAUUAAGUUCAUAUACCAAGGUACCACUGUAGUAUGAAACAGCUGGAUAGUAUGAAGCAUAUGGGGGGGGGGGGAAAUGGGUGGAUGGCAGUUUUCCAAAUGAUAAAGGCUCACAGCCUUCCUUCUUUUUGUCAGUCUUAGCCAGGGCAAUAGGAGUGGCAUUUCCCAGGCUUCCUGACUGCUGUGCCAGAUAUGCUCUUUGCUUUGCUUCGUUACAGUUUAUCAUUGGGAGUGAUGAGGAGAAAGAGGAGGAGGAGGAGGAGGAGAAGAAAGCCUGUGGCAGCCCAUGCCCUUUGCCAUUUCAUGUGGCAGAGGAAUGCAGUCACCUCUCUCCACUCCCUUAUCUCUCUGAUCUGCUGCCAGAGAAGGGACCUAUUUCUUUCAAAAGGUAAGAGGGCUCAGCUCUUUACAUUGUUUGGGCUUCAGAUGGGAUGCAGAUGUUGUGGGUAGUGAAAGAAAGGUGCUGGUAUGUACCCAAUUCAUGACCAAAAUAUUAUUCUGAAGACCCAAACACAGGUGGGACUGGGCUUAAUUUGAGUCACAUGUAAUCCAAGUUUAGUUCUAGAACCUAUUUCCAAUUUCCAAGUUCAGUCCUGGAAUUUGUAAAUAGCUAGGGAGUGUGGAUCUUUCUUUUCAUAACUGAGAAACAUGUGUGAUGCCAUCAGUGUGCUAUAUGCUUCUGGGCAUGCAUUAGGGAGAUAUAAGCUCAAUUCUCUGCUUUGCCUUGAAGCCCUCUGGGUGACCUUGGCCCAGUCACUAUCUCAGAUUGUCCUAUCACUGAGGGUAUGUUGUGAGGAUAUUAUGGAAUAACCCCCAUGUACAGUGCCCUGAACUCUUUGAAGAACAUGAUACAAAUGUGAUUGUUAACAAUAAUCACAACAGGCCCUCAUGCACCUGAGAUUAGAGGUCAGUUUUCCCAGAUAGAAGACCUGCUUUCCAAGCAAGCUUAAGCAGUGAGCAGCUUUGGUUUUUAGAAGUGCAAUUCUAAAAAAGGAACAUCAGAGCUACCAGCUCUGAUGUAACAAGAUACUCCAUUAAUUGGAUGGAGAGGGUUCGUUUGCAGGGUUCAUCCUUCCCACUAGGAAAUAGCUUGUUUCUGCUGAGGCAACAUUCUCCCUUGCUUCCAGGAUUGUUUAGGAGAGAUCAAAAGUACGUAGCCAGUCUCGUUCCCUGGCUUGUCUCCUUUUAUAGGAACAACUUUUCCUAUUGCAAUGCCUGUGCCAACAUCACACCCUCUGUUGCUGGUCUCCACAGUUUCCCUGGAUAUAAAGAUAACAGAGUUUGGGACAAGCGCAAACUUUGGAGUCAGGUGCCAAGUGGGCAACGGGCAAGCUACGACCUGAAGGAGAGGGUGUGUAUCGGCAGCAUGACCGCCAUGGAGAGUGCCACCUACCAGCGAAUUCCCACAGAUGAAGCUGAGGCUCAGAUGCUGGCUUCUGCUGACCUUGAUGAUAUGAAAAGUGAGGUUCCAAUUGGGUCCCUGGUGAUGGGGGUGGGGGUGAUAGUGAUGGUAUCUGUCUGCCAAGAUUCUCUCCUAGUGCAGCACUGAAUGAAUAUGGGAGGCUUAUAAAUGCAUAAAUAUUGCUAUGCUGCAUAGAACAAUAGCCCUUUGUACUAAAAGUGGGCAAGUAGAUUGCACAGUAGCUUUCACAAGAAAGACACAAUGAAGGUAUAUGUACCUUUUGUUUAUCCCUCAUAUAUUAAGUACUUAGAUGGAUACCGCCUCUAAAAGAGGUUGUGUUUUUGGCUAUCACUGCAUGCUCAUUUAUAUUAAUGGCUAUUAUAAUAUCUUCUAGCAACGGCUUCCAUAGGUUAAUUAUGCAUUGUGUGAAGAACUGGUUCUUUGUUUGUCUUUAAGCCUACUGUUUCUCUGUAUUGAUCAAUAACCACAAGCUUUUGUAUUUGCGAAGAUUUAUGAUCCAAUCCUCCACAUAUUUACUCAGAAAUAAGCCUCUGAGUUCAAUGGGACUUAAGUAACUCUUAAGUAAAUAUGCAUAGGAUUGUAAGCAGAGAAUAAUUGUUCCUGUUUUCUCUGUCCACCCCAGUCAUGGUUCUGCCAACCACUGUUUGUACCUCCUCUGACCACCUUUUUUAUGAAGAGCUAAAAACCUAACUGGUUCCCUAGACCCCAAUUGAUCCCUCUACUCUCUGAGAUCAGCACAAAUAAGUCCUACUUGCACCUACUCUAGUGUCAAAUUGUUUACCCAAGCUACUUAAAAAUAAUUCCUCUUGAGCUAACGUCAGAACUGCCUCCAUCUUCCAGGCAGAAAUAGGCACACUUUAAGCCAGGCAUAGGCGACCCUGGCCCUCCAGAUGUUUUGGGACUACAAUUCCCAUCAUCCCUCACCACUGGUCCUGUAGCUAGGGAUCAUGGGAGUUGUAGUCCCAAAACAUCUGGAGGGCCAAGGUUGCCUAUGCCUGCUUUAAGCCCAGGUCCUAAGAACAAAAUAGCAGCCCUGUUGAAUCAGAUCAAAGGCCUAUGUUGUCUAGCAUCCUGUUUUUCACAGGGAUGAACAAGAUGCCUAUGGAAAACCCACAAAAGCCCUUUCCCACUGUUCUCCAGUAACUGAUAUUCAGAGGCAUGCUGCCUUUGCUUCAGAAGGUAGUAUGUGUAGCCAUCAGGACUAGCAGCCUCCAAUAGCCUUGCCCUCCAUGAAUUUGUCUAAAUAAUUUUUAAAGCUUGUCCAAAUUGGUGGCCAUUCCCCCAUCUUGUGGUAGCAAAUUCCAUAUGUGAUGUGUGAAUAAGUAAUUCAUUUUGUCUGUCUGGAAUCAGUUUCCUUGGACGAUCUCUAGGCAAUAGCAGUCAGUGUGGUUGGGCAGUGAUAUUCACCUCACCUCCAAACAGCUGAGUUGAUGCUGCUAAAUGGGAGAGGAGGGGAGUGGGGGAGCAGUAGGAAAUUCAGCACAGUGCAAACAUACUGGCAGGAGUGGCAGAUUAGCUCCAUCAGUAGAUCUGUGCUUUGCUGGACUUCCCACUGCUUCUCCCCCCUCCCCCUCUCCUUCCUGGUAAGCAGUAGGGACUCAGCUAUUGGGAAGUCAGGCGAGUGCUGCCACCCUGCCAUGCCUUCCACUACUGCCCCCAAGUUCAAGUAUUAUAGGAAAGGAAGAAAAAGUCUCUCUAUUCAGGCCCUCCUGAAUAUGUCAAAAAUAUCCUAAAUGUUGCUGUAAGUCAUUAGAUAGUCUCAGUGCAUAAACACUGCCUUAAAGGUUUAUUUAAAAUGUGCAAUGACUUUACUGAAAGGAAUAUAAGGUGUGCGAGUCUGGAACAGAGGUAAGAAAAAGAAUGGCGCUGAAAUAAAAUAAUGGGAACUUAGCUUAUAUUUUGAAAUUAACUCAUAGGAUACCCUUACUUGUGAGGCUUAAAUAAAUUUAUGCUGAAAAUGUAUGAUAUGAAUGUAAAACCUAGUUUUUCUUUGGUGAUGUAUCUCAUGUUAACAACAUUCAUAUGUAACAUAAACGCCACAACAAAUGAGUAAAUGGCAGGGAAGCAGGAGAGCAAGAUUUGGUAAAGACUCUUGUCAAAUUAUUCAGGCAUGGAGGGGUCAAACUAGAACUUGCAAGGGAAACACAGAAUUCUCAAAAUAACACUAAUGUGGGGAGUGGGGGGGCAUUUGCGGGGAGAGAAUCAGCAGGCAGGAUGGGAGUGUGUAGGCUUCCACCUGCUGAUUCUCCCCUGGAAGUGUCCUUCCCUUGGACUGAUUAAUUCCCUUCCCUGGAGCUAAAAACUGGAAACUGGAAACUAGUCUAAUUGGGGGGUGGGGGUAGCUACCUAGGGGCAUUUUCAGAGGAUAAUCAACAGGCAAGGGAUGGUUUGAACACUGCUUUCUUCCACCCACAGAUCCUUCUCUGUGAGUGCCAAGCACUGCCAUUACCUCUCCAAAGGUGAAGUUGGGUGCUUGCUUUUGACAAGUGUGGCCCAAAGCCAGGAAGGAAGCAGACUGAAAUAGGUUGUGUGGGGAGAUUGAUGGAUAUGAAUCAUCUGAAUUAAGCCAACUAGGCAUCUAUCUGUGACUGCUCGUAAAUGAAGCAAAUAGCAUUUUUAGAAAAGGACUUUUUCUCAGGACCACAGCAAGGAGGAAAAUGGUUAAAUUUCCUCUCAGGGCUGGAUGGGAUAAUCAUUACAUGUUAAAUGCAAAGACACAUUUAGCAUCAUGUGUAGUUUGGCACUUACACAGAUAGUGCAGUGUGUCAGGCUCCCAACUUUAUCUCUCCAAAAUCAAGUAUUUAGAACCCCUUGCAUAUUUCCUCUCCACUCUGGGAAUAUUUUCCCCUUCCUUCCCCCUCCUCUCCUGUCCCCAUAUUAAACAUGGUUUUGCAUUAUUGUGUGCUGACACAAAUCAUAGUUAAAUCAAACAAGGUUCCCUUAUAACUCUUGCUUACAAAUCCACUUCCUUUUCAGGGUUUGAUUCCUGCAUAAUAUCCUGUUCAUACCAGGGUGAGGUGGGUCAAUGGUCAAUGGCAAUAGUUCUGUAAUAUCUGCUGUAUCCUCUUGCCAGCCCAAAACUACCAGGGCAAAUAAUUUCUGAGUUGUUUCUUUCAACAAUACUUUAAGGAAACACCACUGUAAUCACUAGGGCCAGAAAAAUGCAUGUUCAGUGUCUACAUGGAACUUUGCCAUUCAUUCUUCAGCUUAGUUCACACCUACACUCCCAACACUGUAUUCAGAAUCCACUGGUGAGGAUUCUCUAGGCCUUAGUGUCCUAGAGAAAAAGUCUUGAAAUACUUAACUUCCUUUCUAGCUCUGGCCAGUGACCCACAGUCUAGAUGUAGUCUUCUGUUGCCAAGGGCUCAGUUUUGAUUUAUGAGUUUAUGCCUUAAGAUGCUGUCCAUCCAUAAUUGACUGGAUGGAAUUCUGAGAUGAUCAGGCAGGCCCUGUAUCUUCCCAGGAGUUUUAUUUUCCCUACUGACUUUCUUGGCUCAGAGUUAUCAGCAACCUUUUGUCUUCUAAGAGAUCUAUGUAUUUUAUCUCCUGAAGGGAGUGGCCACAUUAGAUCCAGUUUCCUGCUCAGAGGGUCUAGUAUUGUUGCAAUUGCUGAAAAGUUUCAAAGGCAUUAGGAUUCAGUUUAUGUACAUGUGCAUAUAUGGGCUGUGCUCUAUGCCAUGUCCCUCCCCAUAUGCUGGUUCUUUCUAUGUGAGAGCACAGAAGAGACGUCAUGGAAAUGCCAGCUCUGAGCCCCAGGACACAGAAAAGCCAAUAGGCUGCUUUCCAGGCUUCAGUGGGAGGAGACACCCAAAGAGUGUGGGGGGACACAACAGGCAGUGCCACAAGCCAAGGAACCUCUUCCAGCAGCACAUGUAUUGGAUCGCCUACAGCAAACUUCCUACUGAGCUGUGGCAGCGAGCAAGGAUACAUAUAUGCUCCCUUGGACUCCAAGCAAGCAGGGGAAGUCUUUACACUUUUCACUUGCCUAGAUGACGUAUGCUGGCAUUUCCUCUCAAAUCCUGUCAGAAGAAAUCUUGAAUACUGGACCUAGCAGCUUCCUGUAUUGUUUGCUGCCUGAAGAGCUUCAGUCAGAAAAAGGAUCCACCUGCUAAGUCCUGCUCCUUGCCAAUGUUGUGAUUGUCACAUGCCCCUCGACUCCCACCUUCUUAAGGACAUAGCAAUGGCUGUUCCAGACAGAGAGGAUGCAGUGAAGGAGACAGGAGUAGGAGACAGCUCGGAAGUAGGAAUAGCCAUCUGUGUCGGUAACUCUUUUGGCUAUGAGGACUUUGAGGAGUUUGCGCUCAAUUUUGAAGACUAUGAUCUAUGGGAGGCCAUCCAGAACCACUUGGGCUACCCUAACUUGGACCCCACCCGUAAGUACCUGCUGAGACUUAUACACGCACAUAUGCACAUUCCCUCACACAACCUGAUCUCAACUUUGCUUAGAGUCUAGUCUUGAUUGGGUGACCAGGUUCAAAAGAGGUCAGGACCUUUAAUAGUUGUGCAGACAAUCUCAUCCCUGUGUGACAAUUAGCAAACAAAAAAAAUUCCUUCUACAGAAUUAUUAAAGGUACAGGAAUGUUGUCAGUCUUUGCAUCUGGUCAUUCUCUGUGUCUACCCCUGGGUACAUACAGAGCACAGGGAAGUUAUACCUUGCCCUAUCCCAUAAACAUACUUUCAGGCAUUUGUGUUAUUUUGGCAUGGAGUCUAUCUGUACAAAUCUACAAAGGAUGGGAGACUGAAGACACUCAAUGGCAGUGUAUACUUCCUCAUUCAUACAGAAAUAGUUGCGCUCAUGAUUUUGCAGUUUGGUUCUAGGUUGUAAUUUGUAUUUUCUAGAAAUACGGCUUUUGGUUACAGUUACACAAGCAUCGUGUUGUUCUUUUUUUUGAAACUAUUUUCGUUGAUUUUUAUCCAUAAAACCCAAGUAACAAAAUAAACUGUCACGAGACAAGCACAUAAAAACUAAACCAAACCAAAUCAGGGUUGGCAUGGAAAGUUACAUUCACAAGAAGAAGUCAUAAAGCUGUUUAUCCUGAUAUAUGAGCAUAAUGUUAUAACAUAUAUUAUAAAGUGCAACGUAUGCUGAUUCUACUGAAGACACACUCACAGUGAAACAUACAUCUUGUAAUCCUACUCAUAUGCACUAAAACCAUAUUGUGGCACAGAAAACCCUGGGUCUUAAUUUAUCACCCAGGAGUUUCUAUUAUCAGUGCUGGACAGAACCACAUAGCGUACUUGCUAGAAUUGAGUCAGCCCAGGCUGAGAAGCAGAGUGGGGGCUUGCAGUGUUUAUUUAUCCAAAGACUUUCCUUUGGGGCCCACAGCCUCCCAGGUCAAUUUCCAUCAUGAAUACAUAGUGAGAGAAAUAAGUGAGCAGCUCUGAUCUUGGGACGUACAGGAGGAAUGUUUUCUAUGCUGCUCAUUGGAGUUCUGGCUGAUUUAGAGCAUGUCUAAAUCCUACAAUUUAAAGCUGCUAUCGGCCCUUUUGAGGGGGCGGAAUAUAGGCACCAUACAGAUACAUGUACCGUAUUUUUUGCACCAUAACACUCACUUUUUUCCUUCUAGAAAUUAAGGGGAAAUGUCUGGGCGUGUUAUGGAGCAAAUGCCUACAGGUGGCGGGGGGGGGGAUCUGCUGCAGUCGUGAGCAGAGGAUCCAUGGAUCCCCUUCCUUCCCUCCUCCGUGGCUCGCUUUGAAACAGCAAAGUGGGAGAGGAGCCGCUUACACAGGUGUAAGCGGCUCCUGUCUGGUUGGCUGCUUUAAAGCAACCUUGCUCUCUGUCCCUCUCCUCCCCACUCAGCUCGCUAAAUAGCAGCAAAGCUUUUCAGCUCUCUAAGCUGGGGAGGAGGGAGAGAAGCAGAGCCUGCUUGUUUUAAAGGAGCAAAGCGGGAGAGGAGAGGAGCCUUUUCCCCUUAUGCCCCUCUUCUGCAUUAUUAGCAGCAUCCUUCUCCACCCACCCCACGCAUGCUCCUUGUCCCUUGAGUGCUUUUCCUUCUCUCCCCACUUAAAACAUGGUUACAAAGCACGGAUCCACAUGGAUCCUCAGGAUUUUUGCACUGGGUUACCCCAAAUUCACCAUCAGAUCACAUAGCAUGUCCAUGUCUAUAGCCUGCACCAAAAAUAUCACGCAUCCACUGUUGCCUGGGACCGCAGUGGUGCAAAAACGUGGUUACAAAGCAUGGAUCCACAUGGAUCCUCAGGAUUUUUGCAUUGGGCUCCCCAAACUCACCAUCAGAUCACAUGUCUGUGGCCACAGCAUGAACCACAAAAAUCAUACAUCCAUUGUUUCGUUUAGAAUAUUUUUUUCUUGUUUUCCUCCUCUAAAAACUACGUGCGUGUUAUGGUCAGGUGCGUGUUAUAGAGCGAAAAAUACGGUACUUUCCCCAUGUGGUGCUAAGAGCAGAAGGGUUUUACAUCAAUAAAACAGCACUGGGGGAAGAGAGUUAAAUCUCCUUUCCCCCACAACUGCUGCAAUCAGAAUUGCAGCUACCAAAUGCCAUUUAAUAUUUCUUUUAAGAAGGCAGGAGAUCUUAUUAUGGACCUCCCACAUCAGAUCUGUUUGUUCUUGAAGCACCAAACUCGACUUCUGUCUGCACUGCUCACUCCCUCUCCAAGGGGAUGUCGGGCAUGGGAGGGGGCCACAGAUGUAUGUGACUGACAUUUGAGUAGGCUAAUAUUAUUCUCUAUGUUUAUAAUAGUCAAACAAUUGCACCUGACAUGCUUUAUACAUUUUACACAAGUACACGAGUUAUACACCUGUAUUGCACAUAUAUUUGCCCUCAGAUGUUAUUUCUGUCUCCAGAUGAACGGUACAACUUGCCUAUAGAAUUAUGAGCACUACAUAUAAUAUGACCCCAGAAUAGCAGCUCCAAGCAGCUAGAGUGCAUUAGUAUUGAUGAGCACUUAUUGGUUUUUGUCACUUAUGUAGCUGUAAAUGGGAUGGUGUGGUAUCCAGCUGUCAACAGGCCUCAAAUCAGGCGCACAGCCAGUGGGAGGAAAAUCCCUCCGGCAAUGUAUAGAUUUUGUUUAUAUUUAAUUUACAGUGCAAUUUGUAUAUGACUACUCAGAAGCAAGCUUCAUUGAGUUCAAUGGAACUUACACUGAGGUAAGCGUGCAUAGAAUUGCAGUGUUAGUGACCCAGAUUCCCAAGGUGUCAGGCUGUAAAAUGGUCCUUCCCAUGAGAAUGUGGAACAGGGGAAUGAAUCCUAGCAUUGCAGAGGAGACUGAGAGAAGAUAUGAUGACCAUCUUCAAAAAUCUAAAGGACUGUCACAUGGAACAAGCUUGCUUUCUCCUGCUCCAGAGGCUGGGACCUAAACCAAUCAAUUCAAAUUACCGUAUUUUUUGCACCAUAACACUCACUUUUUUCCUCCUAAAAAGUAAGGGGAAAUGUCUGUGAGUGUUAUGGAGGGAAUGCCUACGGGUGGCAUGCCUACGGAUUUUCCUCCUCUAAAAACUACGUGCGUGUUAUGGUCGGGUGCGUGUUAUAGAGCGAAAAAUACGGUACAAGAAAGGAGACACAACAUCAGGAAGAGCUUUCUGAUAGUAAGCUGUCUGACAGUGGAACAGACUCCCAUGAGAGGUGGUGGACUCUUCUUCCUUGGAAGUUUUUAUGCAGAGGUUGGAUGACCAUCUGUCAUGGAUGCUUUAGUUGAGAUUCCUGUAUUGCAGGCUGUUGGGACUACAUGACCCUUGGGGUCCCUUCCAACUCUAUGAUUCUAUGAUUCUACUGCAUUUCAUACUCCCAAGAUUUAUUAAAAGUAGAUGAAGAAUAGAAAGAGGGCAUGGAUAGCUGAACUAUCUUGAGAACACUUGGGCAAUACUGUCCAGAAGUGCUGUAUUGCUCAUAAUUUAUGCUACCUUUCAGUAAUUCCACUGCUGUUGGGGAAAAAUGAGAACCCCUGAACAGUUGCCCUUCGCAGGAACCAUUAACUUAAUCAACCCUCUCUCUCAGAAAACAGCUGAGAGAUCACACCACAGCUCCCAUUUUAGGUCAGAGAAGCCCUCAACUAUAGCAUUUGAACUGAUGGCAUGAGAAUGUCUGCUCUGGCGUUAGCUCCCAAGGCCUGUCUAGACAUUGGCAGACACUACCUUAAACACUGCCUGCUUUUUGAUGUGGAAGAACAGAAAGGCAGAAAAAAGUUGCUUUUUAACUUGUUCAUAAAUGAUCUGGAAUGAAGAGUGUGGUGACACCAAAUUGUCCAGGGUGGUAAAAGCAAAAAGGAGUUGUGAGGAGCUCCAAAAGCUCCACACUGCAUAUGGGUAAAAUAGCAAAUGAGGCUUAAUUUCACCAAGUGUCAAGUGAUGCACAUUAGGCUAUUUCCCCCCACCCUAACUUCUAGGGUCUGAACUGACAGUGACUAACCAGAAAAGAGAUCCCGAGGUCACGGUGCAGAGCUCAAUUAAAAUGGCAACCCAAUGUGCAGCAGCUGGAAAAAAGGCAAUUCCAUGUUUGAGAUCAUUAGGAAAGAGAUUGAAAACGAAACUACCAGUUUGUUAAUGCUGUUACAAUUCUCUGUGGUGCAACUGCACCUGGAGUACUGUAUAGUCACCUCAUCUCAAAAAAGGAUGUUAUAGAGCUGCAAAAAGAGCAGAAAAAGAUAACCAAAUGAUCAAGGAGGGGGGAGCAGUGAUGAAGAACUCCCUUUGGAGGAGAGGUUACAUUUGAGGCUUUUUAGUUGGGGAAAAGGUAAGUAAUAGGGAAUAUGAUAGAAGUAUAGUCAUGGCGAGGAGAAGGUGGAUGCAGAAAAGUUUUUCUCUCCAUCUCAAAGUACUGCAAAUGAGGCUAAAUAUGGGAAGGUUCUUCACAUAGCUAUCCUGUGGAAUUCGCUGCCAUCCAGUAUAAAGUCAGCCACCAACGUGGGCAGGGGUUUAGGCAAAUUAAUGAUGAGGCUAUCAGUGGCUACUAGUUAUGAUCACUGUGUGCUGUCUUCAGUAUUGGCAUGCGUUUCGGUACCAUUUGCUGGGCAACAUGUAUGGUGAGAGAGCUCAUGUUGUACUUGUGGGUUUCCCAUAGGCAUCUGGCAGCCCCCCUGAGAGCAGGAUGCUGGAUUAGGUGGGCCUUUCGUCUCAUCCUGCAGGGCUUUUGCAUUCUUAACCUUUGAUAGAUUACGCCCUAGGUAUUUUAUUUAUUUAUGUGAGGGAACCACAAAGCAAAACAGUAUAAAGUUUGCUCUGUAACAUCUCAUCAUGUGAAACCAAGUUCAGCCUUGUGUAUUCUAAACUAUGCAGUAAUAUGAAUGAUCUUGUCACUACGUGAUAAUAUGCAAAUAGCACACAUAUGUAUGUGAAUAUUUAUUUCUUCUAAAAUGUGGACUGUUUUCCAAAAACAUGCUGAUCAGAGGGGGCAAAUUAUAAUAUUCAAAAGCAUGACAAUCAGAUGCCAAGAUGUUUGCUGUGGGGACAGUCAGCCUGAUACAGUGUUGGGCUAGGACUAGGACGAUCCAGGUUCAAAUGCCAACUCAGCUACAAAGCUCACUAGGUGACCACGGGGCAGUCACUCGCUGCCUAAUCUGCCUCACAAGGUUGUGGUGAGGAUAAAAUGGGAGCAGGAGAAUACUGUGUACUGCCAGAGCUUCUUGGAGAAGAUGAUGAUUAAAAAAAUGUAAUAGAUAAAAUAAUAAGGGGUGUGUCUGUAUACCUGUGAUACAAUAAAAUUCCCUUCCUAUACUGUCACUUACAAAGCCCUGAAAACCCUUCUCCCCACUCCCUGGCAGCCACAGAUAAGCACAUUAUGUGCCCCCACUGCCUUGGCAUUGUUCCUGCAGCUCCUAGAAAACAAACAGCAACAACAAAUUGUAGCUGAGCAGAGGUUUUGCCAUGCUUCAUGGAGUAUAUCACAGCAGUCAUCUGUGCCUCUCUUGAGAUAGAGAUCUAUUGCAUAAGCACCUGCACCUGCUCAAGAAGAGUGUUCAGGGACAAAUGUGUGGGAAUAAAGCCUCUGUUUCCUGGCUGUGUUGCAAACUGCUUCACAGUCAGAAUAUAGAGUAAGACAAGGACAGAGAGGGGCCAUUGCUCAGUGGUAGAGCAUUUGUUUUGCAUGCAGAAAACCCCAGGUUCAGCAUCCAGCAUCUCCUGUUAAAAGCAUCUUGGGUAGAAGGGCUGGAGAGCUGCUGCCUUUUGGAGUAAACAGUACUGAUCAAGAUAGAUCAAUGGCCUGGCUCCUUGUGGGACAUUUUCAUAGCUACCUUGAGACCACAGAAUCCUGAAAAGAGAGGGGCUGUGUAUGCUCUACUUUAAAAAGGAAACAUAACACCCCUAGUCCAUGCCCAGGUUAUCCAAGCUGUGUACUGAGAAAAGCUUAAUUCUGUGUUUUGUAUAAAUUAAGCAAAUUAAAAUGAAUAGGCUCAUUUUUCAUUCUGUUUCUUAUAGACAUGCUGGGGAAGGAAGGAGCUAUGCAGAAUGCUGCCUCCAUGCCCCAGCCUGAGCUAGCAGAAAUUUUGCUCAUUCCUCUUCUGACUGCUAAGUUUUCACCUAGUAUUGCUUACCCAUCUCUUAGGGCUAGAAACAUGGGGCUGAAAGCUGAGCUGCUCAGAUUUCUGACUACGCUCCCAUGGUUGUAGUCAUGGCAUACAGACAACCCUGGCUACAGAAGGACAAGUUGCUGUUCUCUUCAUUCUUCUGCUUGCCCUUGCUCCUGCCCUGCCAUUUUUCUAGGCCACCGUUUUGAAGAUAAUCCAGGAGUCAGAAGACAUCUGGUUAAGAAACCCUCCCGGAGCCAGACUACCAGAAGCAGCAAAAAGUCUUUGACUUCACAGUCUGUCAAGAAAAAGAAGAAGAAGAAGAAGCUUGACAGGAAACCCCACGAGGUAAUGGCCCUGCCUUGUAGAGACCUCACAAUCUACAGGCAAAAUUGGUAGCUUCAGUCAGGUGCCGGCCAUGUUGCCUGUUGGUGAAUUGUUCCCACAGAGGCAGUAAUUAUAGUCAUUAUACGACUGUGUGACCCAAAAGUGAGGCUGAAGCAGUGUCUACAGAGUUCAUGGCAAGUAGGUAAGUAUAGGUAAGUAGUCUUAUCCUAAUCUGUGCUCUUUGGGUCUCCCUUGAUACAAGAUGCCCUAUUUCAAGAGGAGAAAUGGCUAGCCUGGAAGGGGAAACUAAGGGCUCACCCACAUUUUCUGCUUGUGCCAUGCCUAGAAAGCACAGGUCCAAGUAAUUUUCCCUGAGGGAAAGCAGAAGUGUGGAUGAGCCCUAAAUCUUUAGAGACAGUUGAGAUAAUAUGAAUCUAGACCUCCUCCAGUUAUAUUCUUUGUGUACUCUUGGCCCAUAGGCUGUAUCAGAUCCACAGGAUGAAGGCAGGCACAUAUUUCCUCUGAAGUUAUCUCUAUUCUCUCAUAGCAGGUCUUAAGCAUUCUGUCAUCAGCAGGGAUUUCUGGUGCUAAGAGCACCACCCCAUGACAGCAAUAGGUGCUAGGUAGGCUAUUCUCAUGAAAGAACUUGGACAGAGGAAGCAGCUGCAGUUCAGUUCCCUUUCUUUCCUCUGACAGGUAUUUGUGGAGUUGAAUGAAUUAGUGGUGGAGAAGAACCAGGACAUGCACUGGAAGGAGACAGCGCGCUGGAUCAAAUUUGAGGAGGAUGUGGAGGAGGACACAGCACGAUGGGGGAAGCCUCAUGUGGCUUCACUGUCCUUUCGCAGCCUUCUGGAGCUCAGGAAGACUAUUGCCCAUGGUGAGUAACCAAGGUGGGGUUGGGCUUUUGUCCUGAGAUGUAUGUUGACAAGACCUUGAUAAAAGCUAUAUCCUAACCUGCAAACAAAAGACACAAAUCAACAAGAUCUCUCAUGAUUCAGACUCUCUCAAGGGAAGGAGAGAGAAUGGUAGACAAUUGUGGGUUGUCUUCUGAUUGCCAGGAUAUCUUUUCCAUCAUUCAUGGCAGCCUGGUCCUGCAGCUGAAUGUGCAACACUGAAGUCUUGGGCUAAGAAGGAGGCCACCAAAAAGGUUUGCUUUUUCUCACAAGAGGUUCAGAUCCAAUUGAAGAUUUAGGGCAGGAUUCAAUUAAGUUGUUGUGUGCAAAGAAUGAGGUCCACCCGCACAAUGGGACUUCCCUCCUCCUCUUCCUGUGCACUCCCUAUGCCUCCUAAAUCUGCUCUGGAUGGUUGAGGGAGCCCCUAGAACAGGUUUAGGAUGUGGGGUGGGAAGGUGAGGGGGAAAGUCCUGUUGAGGGAAUACUCCAUGGGAGAUUCUGGGGAGAUUAAGUGAUGUGUGAAAUCCCAUGCAGUGGGGUACAGAUACAUUUUUGUGAGUGAGCAACAUAAUGCCCUGAGUCAUUGAGAUACAGUACUGUUAUUGCUGUCAGAAGCAAAGUGGUAUGAGCUAAAAUUUCCUUUGCACAGGAAAAAUGAUAGGAGACAACAGCCUGAGAUACUUUGUGCCUGAGAAAUCUCUUCAAUGAUCUUAAAUGACCUAAACCUAUUGGUCUUCCUGAUCCCAGGAGCUGUUCUGUUGGACCUGGAGCAAACAACAUUACCUGGCAUUGCUCACUUGGUGGUAGAAACCAUGAUAAUAUCAGACCAGAUCAAGGCCGAAGACAGAGCCAAUGUGCUCAGGGCCCUGCUGCUCAAGCACAGGUAAGUAAUGUGCUGGCAUUAGAAAGACAGCAGGUUGGGCUUUGAGUGGCAGGGUCACAUGUGGAAGAGCUGCUGAAUGUUAAGGAAGAGUGAACAGUGGUAUAAAUACAUAAAAGACUGCACAAAAAGACCAGGAAUGGCAAGAGGGAGUUGGGUGAGAACAAGAUAAUUUUUCAGUGUGGAGCAGAUGAGGUUCCUGAGGUCCUCUUAGGAACUAGAGAUAUAUAAAGAUGUUGGCUGUCUUGGGGCAGUGAAAUGGAUAUCUCUAAGUGAAGUUGUGGUGGUGAAAGGAGCUCAUAGCUUAAGAUAUAUAUGGGCAGGGAGACCAGGACUUUGGGUAUAUAAAGGUCAGGAAAAUGGGGGUACGGAAGCAGGGAAAUAGAUGAGCAGGGAUUUGUUGCUGUGGACACAACAGGAAUAAAUGAUGUGAAAGGCAUAUUUUCAUUUUGGUCAAGCUCUGAGCUGCAAUAAACUUUAGCCAAAGAAAGCUGGCCACUGUCCUGUAGUUCCUUUAACAUCCGCAUUAUUUCUUCAGCCACCCUAAUGAUGAAAAGGAGGUAUUCUUUCCCCGGAACCAAUCCAACUCCAGCAUGAACUCUAUGGUAGGAAACCACCAUCACCACCACAACCAUGCAGUUGACACAUGCAUGCCAUUGAUGGGAGAAGAGCGCAUUGAGAUGACAGAGCCCAGAAUCCAUGACCCUGAUUAUAGAGAGGUGAGUGAGCAACAGGCAUGGAGAGCUGAAUUGUUCUGAAAAGUACCGUAUUUUUCCGUGUAUAACACCCCCCAUGCAUUAGACGCUCCCUAGUUUUGGGGACUUAAAAUUAAGAAAAUGGGGGAGAGAUUGCCCCCGUGUAUAAGACUACCCCCCUUUUAAACUUUUUUUUAGUAAAAAAAAACCCUAGUCUUAUACACAGAAAAGUACGAUAAGUAGAGUGAAAUCUCUGUGUGAGCUAAAGAAAACACUGAGACCUUCAUUACUAACUGGGCCUUGCUAAGAAAUAAUGAAUUCAAAGCAAGGUACAGAGAUUUCAAUGUUUUCCACAGCUUACUUUAUUUCUGCGGGUCACAGGGAAGGAACAAGGAAAAGUAAGAGAAGUGGCAUUGGUCAAGAGGUGGGGGGAAAUAGAGGUGGGAGUCAUUGGCCUAAAGGCUUAGGAACUCUCUGAAUUUUCUUCAUUUUUAUUACGAUGUAUAUAUAUCACUUGAUUGUAAAAAACAACUUCAAAGCAAGGAAGCAAGCGAGUGAAUGAAUGUUAUAGCAGUAUGCCAAAACAAUCAAUUUCUAAAUUUGCCUUAAAUGAGCAUUUAGAAUCACAGAGAGCAGCAGGAAAACUAUUGGACUUCAGCAACCAGAAUGCAGCCUGUCUUUUUAUGGUCCUUUCAUUUAGAGAGCCAAGUGGCACUCCAACAGUGUGGGGAGUAAAUGUUUUCAUAGGCAGCCCUGGCUAAUGAGAACCUUUGUUGUUGAGACAGAAAAACAUGCACCUUCACAGCUCUGAGGGACAUCGUCACAAAUAUCUCAAGCUGAUGGAGAAGAUUCCCGAUGAUGCAGAGGCUACUGUAGUGCUUGUUGGUAAGGAGUCCUGAGCCAAAAUCUAGUACUGUGGCCUUGAGCAGGUCUCAUCAGGAGACCUGUGGUUUUAACAACAGUAACAUUCUUCCUUUUGCUGGCAUUGUCUCAUGGGGAGUUCAGGGGUUCGGUGCUGCUGCUACACUGGUGGAGCAGCCAUCUUAGCCUAUAUUCUCUCAGCCCAGGUUGGGAGGGGUUCAAACCCCACCAUGCGGUAGGAGAAGUAAUAUGGCUCCACUCACCUUUCAUAUGCCUGGCUGAAAACUGUCUUGGCAAAGGCAAAAAAAUGUAUUGGCCAGCAUAUUUGAAGUGUUCUGCUGCUGUGCUUGUCAUGACAGCAGCAUCUUUUGCAUUUUGCCAGUAUAAUCGAGCUUCUGUCAGGUCCUAUAGCCCCUCAGUUACAGCAACUCAAGUAUAGGAUUGCUUGUAAACCUGCUCAGAAUUUCUAGGUCAGUCAGAGGUUCUUGAUAGUGAAAAGACAAUUCUCUAGUAGGUUCUGCUUAGCUGUGGUAUGGAUGGAGGGAACUCCAGAGAAGCUUCUGAAUUUGGCCCUUGGCUUUGUUGAGGUGGCUUCAGAAUUAGAUCAAGAUCACCUCAUUAAUGGAGAUGUCAUUUUUCAGUUGCAGUCUUCCCUACUUCUGCAAAAAUAGGGAAUGGGGCAGUAACCUCAAACUCUGCAUACUCAGAUGUUGCAUCCUGUGUUACUCACACUGCCCACUGUUAGCAGGUUUGUAGAGAGGGCACUGCCAGCUGGUACUUGCAGCUAAGGGCUCAUCCACAUCUCUGUUUGCCCCACCACUUUCUCCUGGGAAAACCCACAGCUUACCUCCGAAUUGGACCAAAAGGAAAUCGGGUUUUCUGCAGACUGCUGUUUGUUCCAGUUCAGCCAUAAAAAGCGUAUUUUCCAGGGGAAAGCUGUGGGGCAAAUGCAAAACCACUUACAACCAUGCCUAGAAAGCACGGGACAAGGGGAAGUGUGGACAUGCCCUAAGUGUGUUCAUAUGUGUCAUUUUGCCAAGUCUCCCUAAACCUGGAGCAUGCUUCCUGAUCUCAGAAGCUUGUUGCUUCCACACUGAUCAUCAUGGUCUUAUGCUUCCCUUCCUGAUAGGUUGUGUUCAGUUCCUUGAGCAACCAACAAUGGCUUUUGUCCGUUUGAAUGAGGCUGUGUUCUUGGAGUCAGUCCUGGAAGUCCCAAUCCCUGUUCGCUUCAUCUUUGUCUUGCUGGGGCCAAGCCAGUCCAACAUGGACUACCACGAGAUUGGACGUUCCAUCUCCACUCUCAUGUCAGACAAGGUGAGGAGGAGCUGAGUGUUGGUUCAGGCUGGAGAAGACACAAGAAGGGUAGCAGCAAAGGUGCUGAAAGAUGCAUUAGGAAGGGAACAGCAUGAAGACGCAGUACAAUGCCAAGGCAGCACAAGUCAGGAAGGGUUUGUAGACUUGUUCCAUGCCUAGAAAGCACAGGUCUGAGUGGUUUUCUGCUUGUUAUGCUCCUUUCCCAGGGAAAACCCACUCUUUAGUGCUGGAGCAAAUGUCAAUCAGGAAAACACCCGAAUUGCUAUUUGCUCUGAUUGAGUAGUUUUCUGGAGGACAGGGAGGGCGGGGAAGCAGCAGGACAAAAGGAAGCAUGGAUAAGCAUGGUGGGGGCAAGUUGGGAGGCAGGGGAUGUUUGCUCCCCUCUGGCAUCACCUUUGUCAGCCAAUUGAUCCAGUAUUUCUGCACCACAGACUGCUCUGUGUAUGAACCCUCUUCCCUUUGCCUCCAGCCAUUUUCCUCCUUUGGUUGAAUACUCUGCUAAUGAUUUAUGCAUGCCCACACGCCCCCUGACUUGCCAGCAUGGGGGAUGUGGGGAACUGUAAAUAUGCAUGGGCUGCUCCCUUGGAAAGACUUCUGAUGCACAUUAAAGCAUAGAAGCCAGGCAAGAGGAAUGUGUUGGGUGGACAUGCCCUUUCAGAUGCCCCAAAUAGCUCAACUGGUGCAUUCCUUCACCAUGCUGUCCAAACACACUCCUCUAAGUAUCAAACAUUUUUCUGAAGGCUCUUCCCCACUUGCUAGAAGUUGUUUUUAUUUGCUUUGAAAUACUCUGUCCUGAAUUGGCUUCUGAAGAAGGUAUGCUAGCAAACUGACCAUAGCAACUUCCUUAAAAAACACACGUUAUUACAAUUUUUAAUCUUACAGUGCAUCCCACCGUUCAUAGGAUGGAAUAGGCGCAAGUCAAACAUUCAACAAUAUUGCACACUUGGAUAAAUUGUUAGUGAGAGAAUAGAAGGGAAAUUGUAUACUUUUGUGCAUAGACAACCAAGAAAAAAAUACAUGGUUAUCCACUGAAUAAAAAUUUCAUUAGAUUUAGUGAGCUCAUGCUCACAGUAACAAUGCUAUAUAUAUAUAUAUAUAUGGGAUGCGGGUGGCUCUGUGGGUUAAACCACAGAGCCUAGGGCUUGCCGAUCAGAAGGUUGGCGGUUCGAAUCCCCGUGACGGGGUGAGCUCCCAUUGCUCAGUCCCUGCUCCUGCCAACCUAGCAGCUCAAAAGCAUGAAAUACAAGUAGAUAAAUAGGUACAGCUCUGUCGGGAAGGUAAACGGCGUUUCUGUGCGCUACUCUUGUUCGCCAGAAGCGGCUUAGUCAUGCUGGCCACAUGACCCGGAAGCUGUAUGCCGGCUCCCUUAGCCAGUAAAAUGAGAUGAGCGCCGCAACCCCAGAGUCAUCCGCAACUGGACCCAACAGUCAGGGGUCCCUUUACCAUAUAUAUAUAUAUAUAGCACCCCAACAAUCUCCCCCAAAAGGCAAAAUAGACAUAAAAUAGCGAUGGUGAUAUGCCAGGACAGGAAUCAAAUGAACAGGGAUAGGUGGAGCAUAUGCUGUUGCCAUGACACUGAAUUAAUACAGCUGUCAAUCUGAACUGAGAAGAGAGUUACAGGGUUCUUUGAUGACACUGAGAUAAUAUUGGCUUUGAAAGUAGAUUGAUGAGCUCGUCUUGGGUCUGAGACAGCAUCACCAGGCAAUGUUAUACUGGAGGACAGAGGAUAAGUGAUGGGCUGCUCUCUGCCUGACUGACCAUCUUCCCUUGUUGGCUGACAGCAUUUCCAUGAAGCCGCUUACAUGGCAGAUGACCGCCAGGACCUGCUCAAUGCCAUCAAUGAGUUCCUUGACUGUAGCAUUGUCAUCCCUCCAUCAGAAGUGGAGGGGAAGGAUUUGCUCAAGUCAAUUGCCACCUUCCAGAAAGAGCUGCUGAGGAAGAGGAAAGAGCGGGACCAGAAGAAGUCCAUCAAAGAAGGGAAUGUUCAGGAAGCCAAAGGUCUCUUCUCUCUUUGCCUUUUGUACCUUGCCAUUCUGCUUCAUGGCCUGGGUAGGGUGGGUGAGGAAGGAUUAGCACAGUCCAUGUCUUGCCUCUGCAUCAGCUCAGAAGAGACACAGCACAAUUUCCUUCAUGCUGAGGGAGGGGGUACUUUCUGAAAGUUGGAGUAGGCAGGGAUGAGGAACCUGCAUCCGCCCUGUCUAGGGAUGCUGGAGGCUGGCACUGGGUGUGAAGGUAUCUUGCGUCUACUUCCCUCUCCCUCUCCCUCUCCCUCUCCCUUCCCCUCACCCCCACCAUGCUGUUCAUGUCUUUCCAGAGAUCUGUGAGGUAAAAGCUGAGGAGGAGGAAGAAGGCGAGGAGGAGGAUGAUCCUCUGAAGCGCACUGGCAUUGUCUUUGGUGGUUUGGUGCGGGACAUAAAGCGCAGGUACCCCAAGUAUCUGAGUGACCUCAAAGAUGCCCUGCACAGCCAGUGCCUCGCAGCUGUGCUAUUCAUCUACUUCGCUGCUCUCUCCCCCGCCAUCACCUUUGGGGGACUGCUAGGUAAUGAGUCCACCCUCCUCUUCCUUCCUCACCUCCCCUGCCCCACCCUAGUUCCUUGCUCAAGCUGGUUCCUGUUCAGCUAGGCUGCCCAAGAGAUUGAGCACAUUAGUUUAAUUUUUGCCUGUGCUUAUACUGGCUAAGUGGCUGGGAUUGGUUCAUCUGUGCCUGUGCCCUUGCUGGGCAAGUGGGUGGGCUCAGUUGGCUCUUGCUAUGUUCAGAUGGGUUUGGCUCUGUCCCAUUGCACUCUUGCCUGGCUCUGGGGCUUUCCAGUCUAUGCAUGUUCCUUUCCUGUUCUCUAUGGUAACAAUAAAAGCAUUUUACUACUCUUAAUAGUCACUCCCCAAUAUUGCUAAUUUGCACGCAACCCAGAGUCCUAAAUUGGAUGGGCAGAGGCCGUGUAGGACAGGAGAGGGUCUCAACAAAUCUCUGCAGAGAAACAUCAGUAAGGAUAAAAAUGGUCUCACGUAACCCACCAAAAUGCUGGGGGCCAAGGCUUGCAUGUGGACAUUGUGCUCAUAUCCUUGAAAGCAAAAAACAGUGCACAGGCACUAGACCUUAACCAUCUGGGGUAAGGAGAAAGAAUUUGUUUAAUGGUGAGAAGAAUUGCCCCUUUGUUAUUAAACAGAUUGGGGGUAUUUUAAGCCCAAUUACCCACAAUCCAUUCUUCUGUACGUGUUCAUGGGCACCAAUGUAUUUAUUACUUCUUAAGCACUUGAUGCAACAAUAUUGCUAAAGCAAAGUAGGUCUGAUUUUGAUCAGUUCCUGGAUGGGGGACUCUGCUUGCGAAUCCUAUGUAUGCUGCCUUAAGUUCCAUUAUGGAAGAAAGGUGGGAUAUAAAUGUAAAGAAAUAAAUGAUUUUUUAAAGAUGUCAUAUAAUAUAAAAAUAAUAAUAACUGUAACAGAGUCAUAUAUCCACUGACUUACAUUCUGCACUUUUCUCUCAUAUUAGAGGUAGAUCCAGACAUCAGUUUACCCUGCUCCAGCAGGGUGGAUACCAUUCUCCCUAGGACACAUCUGUUAGAAUUUAAUAUGAGGGAAUUUGCUCAUGUUGAGGUUCCUUGGCCUAACUGUUCCACAAAAUUAUCCAACAGUAGCGUAUCUGUGCAUAGAGGGACUCGUUGGCAGUGGCAAUUGAGAGAAAAGGCUAUGAGUUUUCUCCUGUGGGGAGCUCCACCCACCAGGGGGAGCUGGGCACAUGUUUCUGUCUGCCACUCUGCAGUUUGUCCCAGAGACAUUGCUCUUUCUCUACAGGUGAGAAGACAGACGGUCUCAUGGGCGUUUCGGAGUUGAUCAUCUCCACCUCAGUGCUGGGCAUGCUCUUUUCUCUGCUGGGUGCCCAGCCUCUCCUUGUCAUUGGCUUCUCAGGGCCUCUGCUGGUCUUUGAAGAAGCUUUUUACAAGGUAUCUGUAAACUGGUGUCUUCCUUGGUUCUACAUUGCCACUUUCACAUGCAGAUGUCCCACAUACUGCAAGCUGCUGUGCACUGCUUAUGAAGUGCCCAUAUAGGACACUAUAAGGCUUAAAUCUGGCCUAAUUCACACAUUACUUGAGUGGUGAGGGUAUCACCAAAAUUCCAAAUGGCAUGGGGGCAGAACUGUGUGAGAAACUGUUUUUGUUAACUUAUUUUCACCUAUAUGGAUGGGGUUUUAACUAGCUCAGUGGAAUCACCUGAAAAUGAGAGGUUUGUGUUCCCAUCUACAUGGGAGUCGCUGUACACAAAUGGAUUUAUUUCCUGCUUACAUGCUGCUCCCACACUGCUUAGGUAAUAACAUAAUUUAGCGACUUCAAGGCUGGAAUUGACUCCAUGCUGAGAGGUGACUCCUCUCAAAUAAUCCCCAUCAUCUUCUGCACCCUCUCAAAUCAUCACAAUAAUCUUCUGCAGCCUGUGAAUAGGGCUAUUUGGUUUAUUAAACAAUGUGCCUACAUUAUCCUUGUUGAGGAAAUGCUAUGCCCAUACCAGAGAGCGCCACUGCACAGGGUAGGAGCAUGUGCUCUCAGUUUAAUGAUACAGGAUGCAUGCAUUGCUUUAACCAAGGAGGCCCAACUGCCUCCAUCUGUCAUGGUGGGCUGAAAGAGUAGUUAUUGGCCAACACUGCUGCUAUUUCUGUUGCUUUGGGCAUUUCUGAUCUUUGCUUGCAUGGGAAUUUGCCCACAGAGUGUCCCUGAGUUACCUCAAGAGGGUUUGGCAAUUAUGGUGGGGCAAGACUCGAGCACAAAUUUCAAAAGUGUUUGGUGAUGGCUAUGCAGUACAGUGGAUAAUACUCAAAUGUGCCUCAAAAUAGCCUGGUAACGUUUUGGUAGUGCAAGACACUGGAUGCUGAUGACCAUGUAACUGAACAGAGGAUGAAGCCUGAUGAUUUCCUUUUCUUGCUGGGUUGUUUGGCACCUCCCCUCCAUCAAACCAGGAGGGGUUUAUAAUGCCUCAACUGCAGGCUUGCAUACUUCCCAGAGGAGUUGCACUAAAACUCUAUUUGUGUUGCCCUCCUGGGACUGCAAACACAGUGAGCUUGUCCAAUACAUAACAGUCUGCAACGUUUAGCAGGCCACAUGUUGUGCAGACUUGCUCUUCAAAAUGAGCCAAGGUGCAAAGAAUGGAAGGGAAACGUGCUCAAGCCAGUUCUCUUAUUUCUGUCACCUCUGUUUCUUUUUUUGGCAGUUCUGCCAGAGCCAGGGCAUUGAGUAUCUGACAGGCCGGGUAUGGAUUGGCCUCUGGCUUAUUGUCUUCAUUUUCAUCAUUGUGGCCGCUGAGGGCAGCUUCCUGGUGCGAUACAUCUCCCCCUUUACCCAGGAGAUCUUUGCCUUCCUUAUCUCCCUCAUCUUUAUUUAUGAAACAUUCUACAAACUUUACAAGGUGAGCUUUGGAUCUGGACCUGCCUGGCUGGCCUGCUGGUAUCAACUCUGUGCCAGCAUUAUGAGACAAACUGUGGGUUAUUGAUGACUUCUCGCACACCACCCUUGAGUAGGAAGAUGAACAACUCUUCCGUCUUUCAUGGCUGUCUGUAAGUGUCCUCUUUUCUGACACUAUAUUCCCAGGUAUUUACAGAGCACCCACUACUGAGGUUCUACCCGCCAAAUCUUCCAAGAGAUCUAAAUGGCAGCACAUUGCCUCCUGAUUCCAUGGCUCUUGACGCUCAGAUGCAGCCAAACACUGCCCUGCUGUCCCUCAUCCUCAUGUUGGGAACCUUCUUCAUUGCCUUCUUCAUGCGCAAGUUUAAGAACAGCCGUUUCCUAGGAGGAAAGGUGAGGCUAAGGCCUAAAUAGCAAGAAGUGUGGUGGCAUUACCCCAUACAGACAUCUAGCCUUUCCAUUCUACAUGUUCACUGAAGCAUGGUUUUCCCCCCUGUACUAAGAGCAAUAAUAGGUGGAGACAUUGUUCUGAUCCCCUUCCAUUCAUAGCUUUUUAUGAAGAGAGCCUGGCUCUAGUCAAUACCACGGAGGCCAAAGGUACAAUACUUCCCCCAGGAUGCUGAAGUUCAACCACAGAAAUGCAGAGGCUCAGCUGCGCACUCCACAGGGUACCUUUCCUCAACAAAGCGCUCUUCAGAUGUUUUGGACUCCAACUCUUACCAGCCUUGGGCUCCAUGGCUAAUAGUAAAUGAUGUUGGUAGUUCUAGCCCAAAGCAUAUGGAGGGCACCAAGUUGGGGAAGGUUGCUCUGGGGCAUGCCCAAAUGUUAUCAAGAUACCAUUUUGAAUCUGGCUGGCAUCCCCAUAUGAUUGACAUAUAAGGUGGCCAGGGACUGGCAGUGUAGUGGUGGAGAGAAGGGUCAGACAUCUUAGCAUCAUCUUUAGGAACUUUAUUCUACUAUACCAAACCUCAUCACCAAGCAUUUUAAGGCAGAGUCAUAUUCUUUGUGCAAUGGUGAGAAAUUCUUCAGUGGAUGAAAGGUCAGAUAGGGUCUUUUGGCUCAGCACCCAGCAACAUCUCCAGCACGCCCUGUGCUUACUUUCAUCUCCUGUGCUUGGUCUAUAGGCCCGGCGAAUCAUUGGAGAUUUUGGAAUCCCGAUCUCUAUCCUUGUCAUGGUUCUGGUGGACUAUACCAUCACUGAUACAUAUACCCAGGUAGGUACUGCCUGUUCCAACUCUUCACCACCCAGUGGGUAUGAGGGACAUGUGUUUUUCCAGGAGUUUGGACUUUAAUCUGAGACUUCCAUUGUCUAUGUGGGUGCCAGCAUCUGUGUCUUCUCAAUCAGUGUAAAUUUCACAUGAAAGCAAGACUUCUAAACAGGAAACAAAUCCAGUUCAGGCCAUUCCUUGAGUUACAUUGUUGAAUGUGUCCCUGUUACCUCUAGCUGGAUUGUCUGUGGAAUGUAUAGUCACCUAAGGACAGAAUGCAUGUCUGGCUGGGCUUCCGAAUAGUGUCAGAUGCUAUAUUGGCCUAGGGUGUUCAGGUUGGCUGUGGUGGCUGUGCUGAGAGAGGCAUACAUGCCUUUAGUGUGCAUACAAGCUGUAGUUUGGAAUUGUUAUCUACAAUUGGUAGUUUUAUCAUGUUAGGCUGGGAUUCCUUCUAAUCUGCAGUAACUUCAAAAUGGGGCUGUGUUUAGGACCAUCAGUCUUUGUUGAGGGCCUGAAGAGAUGCAAAAUCUGCCAAAAGAUGCAAAAUCUGCCAUGUGAAAACUUCUGUGAUCCCUGAUCAGUGUUCUAAACUAGAAAUGGAGUAAGGGAAGUGGGAUACAGUGGUACCUCGGGUUACAGAUGCUUCAGGUUACAGAAUCCACUAACCCGGAAAUAGUACCUCAGGUUAAGAACUUUGCUUCAGGAUGAGAACAGAAAUCAUGCGGUGGCGGCACGGCAGCAGUGGGAGGCCCCAUUAGCUAAAGUGGUGCCUCAGGUUAAGUACAGAUUCAGGUUAAGAACGGACCUCCAGAACGAAUUAAGUUCUUAACCUGAGGUAACACUGUAUUACAAAGCAAUGCGGAUGUUCUGCAUCCCAGCCACAUUUCCCCUGUGUGACUGCACAACCCAUCAUUAUAUACAUAUAGAGAAGCAGAGCCCACUGCAGACAGUGCACAGGUGUACUACAGAAGCUUGGGAAUUGAGCAAGCUCAGUGAAUGCAUCUGAGACCCAUUAAGACAUACACCCAUACGCCAGUACAGGCAUGUCCAAUUAACAUGACUUUGACAUAGAUGCCAAAAUAGAACAGCACAUUCCAAGCUUUCUGUGGCAUUCCUAAUGGAACUGGGACCUACUGGUGAAGGGUGGGUAAUAAAGUUCUUGUUGAUUAUGAUAUCUAUUCCAUGCAGAAAACAAGACUGAUGUCUUUUCCUCCAUGUUGUCACCACAGAAGCUGAAUGUUCCCUCAGUACUGUCAGUCACAACCCCCAACAAGCGUGGCUGGUUCAUCCAUCCCUUAGGAAGCAACCAGGUGUUUCCCAUGUGGAUGAUGUUUGCUUCUGCCAUCCCUGCACUUCUGGUCUUCAUCCUUAUCUUUAUGGAAACCCAGAUCACCACGUAAGUGCCAGGCCUCCACACUGGGGGCCAGCUCAUUCUGUACCUAUCACCCUGUGGAAAUGCUAAGUAAAAUUAAAUAAUUGCAGCAGCUGUAAUUGGAAUUGGUGUUGGGUGGGAAGAGAAGUCAGAAUCGAGGGGAUAGACAGAGUGACCCCUUCUGAGGGGAUGUGACAGCAGGCUCCUAACUUCAUUUGUCCCUGCUGUCUACAUUGAACAAUAAGGGACUACUGUUUCCAUAGCUCCCAGGAGGUCUUUUCUAUAGUGGGAUGCAUAUUAUUUGUCUUGUAUGCUCCCUUUGCUGACCACAUGCCUUGAUUCUUCCAAGUCUCCCAAUUAGAAAGAGCUGCUGCAAAAAAUAACAACAUUAAAUUCAAAAUACUGUGUGCCACUGCUCCCCUUGCUACAGCCAAAAUCUGUUACGUUGGUCACUGAAACUCGGGUUUGUUCUGCUCCCCUCCCUUCCUAUCUCCUUUGCAGCCUAAUUGUCAGCAAGAAGGAGCGGAAGUUGAUAAAGGGAUCGGGCUUCCACCUUGAUUUGCUGCUCAUUGGUACAAUGGGAGGGCUCUGUGCCCUUUUUGGGCUGCCUUGGCUCACGGCUGCCACGGUCCGCUCAGUCACCCAUGUCAACGCCCUCACAGUCAUGAGCAAGGCCAUUGCACCUGGUGAGAAGCCAAAGAUUGAGGAAGUGAAGGAGCAGCGUGUGACAGGAGUGCUCAUCGCUGGCCUUGUUGGUGAGGUCCACACAGAGGAGCUUGUUCUCUGAGGUGGUUGUGUGCAUCUUAGCUCAUUUGAGCAACCUGAAUUUGUUCUGCAGGCAUUCAUUCCCCUGUGGUGUAGUGACACUCUCUACUUGUGGCAUACUGUGGUGGUGGUGGGGUGGGGUGGAGCUUGUGGGAACAUGGCUCCAUGAAACUAGUGGACACAUACAGUAAAACAGUGAGCCUGCAAAUCUCCUUGUUCUUUCUAACCAUAGUUCUGUGUCUCUAUAUUAAAGCAUCAGGCCUAUUCAGUAUAUAUCCAGGGGUGUACAUGUGUGUCAAUGUCAGACAUUGUCCCAUGUUCUGAUCGUGAAGUAUGGGUGUACCUGUGUGUAGAAAGAGAAUGCAACACUGUAUCCUGCUCUUCAGGCCUGUCCAUCGUGAUGGGGAAUGUACUACGCCAGAUCCCAUUGGCUGUGCUGUUUGGGAUUUUCCUAUAUAUGGGUGUGACGUCACUGACUGGCAUCCAGCUCUAUGAGCGGCUCCUCCUUAUCUUCAUGCCAUCCAAGCACCACCCUGAUCAUGUCUAUGUUGUCAAGGUAGGUGCACUGGGGAGUGAGGAGUGAUGAAAGGGGUGGCAAGUUCAGUGGGUGGCAAGUUGAGAUGGGCCUGAAAAUAAAGAUGGGGAAGGACAGGGGAAAGGCAUGCAGUGGCUGGCUUGACUGGCAUGGGGAGGAAACCACUCACUGAGUGGUACCAGCACAGCUUUAUGAUAACCCUUCCAUAGAAGGGAAUGGAGUAUUACUCUGAAGGUCAGGUACUUUGUCAAGUGCUAAAAAAUAGAGCUGCCCAAAGAAGGGUGCAUCAUCUGGCUUGCUUACCUUUAGGUGAAGACCUGGAGAAUGAACCUGUUCACAUGCAUCCAGCUAGCCUGCAUUGUGCUGCUGUGGGUGGUGAAAUCCACUGUGGCAUCGCUGGCUUUCCCAUUUGUCCUGAUCAUGACAGUCCCCCUGCGACGAUUCCUGCUGCCACGUUUCUUCCAUGAGAGAGAACUCAAAGCGGUAAGCAAACACCAUUGCCUGAUGUCUUAAACUGUUAUGGGAGUCCCAGUCCUUCUUCAGCCAUUGGUCCAAAGUGUAUGCAUCAGAUUUGGUUAAAUGGUCAAUAUCAUAACUAAAAAACUUUUCAUGGCAUCGUGAUAUGUUUGAAGCUGGAGAGCAAGAGACUCUGUUGUCCCUUCUUUACUGUCCUGCAGUACUGUAUUGGAGAACCACAUUGUGAAUUUUCCCAGAGACGACCCAAAUCUGCCUGUAGACUCAUUGUGCUCUGAGGUCUCUGCUCUGAAAAAGAGAUGGCCUUGGACCACCUUGUAUUUGAAUGGCUGCUUAACUCUUUUCUUCUGUCCUUUCCUCCCACUUGCAGCUGGAUUCCGAGGAUGCAGAACCAAACUUUGAUGAAGAUGGGCAGGAUGAGUACAAUGAGCUUCACAUGCCUGUGUGAGAAGUUGGCAUGUGUCUACUGGCCCUGGUACUCCCUUGGCUUCAUGGGAUAAGCCUUCUUUCCUUGUGCUUUCCUGCAACAACCACCAACCUGAAGUGGCUUUGAAAUGAUUGUGGGCCUGGACCAACUGGCAGCUGUGUCAUAGCCCUUCAAGGAAGCUCCAGGCCACAAAAGAAGCUUGGGCCAAGCAGCGCAAGAGAUGCUGCCUUCUGGACAGACAAAGAAUAUGGGGCCAGCACCCCCCCCCCAUUUCCCCCAAGCAGAGCUUGUUGGUGUUGGUGCUGUGCCAUGCGUAGGCCAGAGUAGGUACCUUAGCCAGCUCUCAUUAGCCUCCUCCCCUCAGAAGAGAAGUAGACUGCACUGUUUUGCUACGGGGAGAAAAGCAGCAGGCCAGCAAAGGAAAAGAGCAGCUAGGUCCUGCCAGAAAUGCCAAGCCUGAUAGCAUUCAUGCAGAGCCAACAGAUUCCUGGGGUGGGAGAUUUCACAUGCACCAACUGGUCUCUCCAUGCUGAACCAUUGCCAUUCAGUCCCAUGACUGUGCCCAUGAACAUUCAACAGCCUGUGGUCCACCUGCCAUUCUGCAUGAUGUCCUUAGCUAAGAUUUCCUGCCCACAGAAGACUCUGAACCUCUUCCAUUUGAGGAAUGGCAGUGAUGAUUGCUGAAGCCAGUAAACUGCUGGGUGAGUUAGCAAGGGCCUUAUGCACCCUGAUUUGCUCUCAAGUAUAAUGCAGGUACUUGUGCAAUAUCCAUGUGCAUAUGCGUCUGCUUGUGCAUGGUGCUGUGCCUGUUCUCACCAUCUCUCAGGACAGCCGUAAAGGUUGCCCAAAGAGUAGACAGUGAUUUGUGAAGUAGAUCUCCACCCCUUAGACAGGAAAAGGAAGUGCAGGUAAAACUUGCCAACAUAACCUGGAGACCAGGAAACAGCUAACCUAAUGAUUGAAUGAAGACUAUGAUCAUCUCACGAUCAGGAAAUCAUCACACAGAUUUGACACCACUCUUGUGGCUCACUGCCCUCUUGAGGCCCAGUGGAAAACAGGAACUCCCAACAUCAGUGUAGUAGGCAAGCAGCAAAAAGCCACACCAGGUACAAACACUGGCACCUUGGCCUUUGGUAUUUGCCUGAUCACAUAACAGAACCUCUUACCUAUUGUACUAGACUUUGUGCUUCAGACUACAACUCCUCCUUCAGUAUUUCCAGCUUCAUCUUGUUUCUUGCUGUAGCCUCUUCCUCACAGCUCCUGCUCUAUUCUCCAUCCUCCGCACGGCUAUUGCAUUUCUCACCUUGUUCUUGCCUUGUAGUGGCCCCAGCUUGAGCAAGAUUCACUACCAGAUCCAAGUCUCCAGGAGGCCACUCCCUAGCCUGGCCUCAGCAACUGGAAUGGGGAUGGCUUUGAGGAGGGCUGAAGUACUCUGCCACUGUGGCAUUGAGCCAUUGCACUGUAUGAGCCCUCUGUAGCACUUGGGGCUUCUCGUCAUUCAUCCCUUGACAUUUCCAAGUUGGUGGCCUCCCAUUCCUGGCUCCUCCUCAGUCCCUCACAACCACUCCCCCAACACCAUCAUCAGCUGCCUUCUUGUACUCUUAAACCCUGCUAUUUUCAUAUUUCAACUGCCAUAUAAAGAAAAUUCAGAUUUUUGUGAUAGGACUAAAUUUCACAGAGAUAUACAUUUGUUUCAGUCACCGAAUCUGAUUUUUAGAAACAGAAUACUGUCCUCCCUUGUACUUCAUUGGUGAAUGUCAUGUAUCUAGUCCUGGGCACUGCACAGGUGGUGUGUUCCAUGCGGUUGAGCACAUGCACAAACACCAUCAGUGCAAGGUUUUGAAGAGCUGCUCUCCCACUGGGCCAUCACAUGUGACUCUACACUGUGAUGUCCUGUAGCUAAAUCUGUUCUGUUAGAUUACGUAUAUGGAAUAAUGGGGUGUGCAAAUGUGCCAGCUGUGACUCCUGCCGUAGUCAGGCAUAAAACUAUGUGGCUUAAGAGUUUGGCUCAUGGAACUACUCCGGGCCAUUGCUUGUUCCCUGUCUAUAAAAUGGAGGCUGUCCCUCCCCACCUACCUCAGGGGCUGCCUGCUGAUGGCUGGGUAGUUAUGAGGCCAAAUGUUUUCCUCUACUCAUUCCCAGCUGGCUGCCAGCCUGCCCCACCCAUAGACAGUGACCUCCAUUGUGCCCUGCAUAGCCAGGAUUAGGAAACUUGAACUGUUGGGGGCAAAGUCCCUGGUACUCUGCCUGUGCAUUACGACUCCUCUGAAUGUAAUAGAAAUGGAUAUGCACCAAUAAACCCUUCACUGGAG
Messenger RNA from Podarcis lilfordi (Lilford's wall lizard), 45654 nucleotides. The record is from the annotation of a GenBank genome assembly. Lineage: Eukaryota; Metazoa; Chordata; Lepidosauria; Squamata; Lacertidae.